AUGUGAUCCCUCCUUCUGGUGGGGCCUGUAUAAGAGACAUUUCACCAAGCCUCCUCCUCUCAUGCUGAAUGUUCAGUGAAGGAGCACGUAAACAUUACUCUUUCCCUGGCUGCACAAUGUAUGACUGCAUUGUACUUGGGGCUGGAAUCCAGGGAUCUUUUACGGCCUACCAUCUAGCUAAAUGUGGAAAGAAGACUCUGCUCUUAGAACAGGUAAAACAAGAAUAAAGGAGACUGUGCAAGGGCUGUGUCCUUUAUAGCACUCACAUUUUGUACGACUGUAACUCUAUUCUCUGUUCUAUUUCACAUGCUGACAAGGAAAUUGAUGUGAAUAGUAAUGUAGAGUCUAUAUCAGGAGCUGUAGGUUCUAUCUCAACAUAUUUAAGGAAGGGUCCUAAAACCAAGGAAAGAGCAUUAAUGUGCUCUGUAAACUUUGGUAUAAAUUUCUGUUUGUUUUCGUGAUAUAAGAUUUAUUAAAAUACGUCCAUAUGUUGCAUUACUUGUUUUAAUGUGUGCUGCUUUAAUUUUAUGCGCUAUACAAAAUUAUAUUUUAUUUCAUAGCCAUUCUUCCUAAAGGUUCACAGAAGUUCAGUUUAGUCGUUAAUUAGCUUGCAGUGUAGCGCUGUCUCUACAGUUUGCAAUUUAUCUAAUUUACAACUUAUCUAACUUUAACAUAGCCGUAACUGAACUGGGACUAACCUCAACUGGUAAUCAAUUAAACAACAGAAUGAGGCAGCCAAAUAAAAUGAUGAAAGUACAACUAGGGAGCCAUCAGUAAGCCAUCAGUAAACAACCAGUAAACAUUAAAAAUUAAAGGGACACUCCAGGCACCCAGAUCACUUCUGCCCAUUGGAGUUAACCCUGCAUGUGUAAUUAUUGCAGUUUUUUUAAACUCCAAUAAUUACCUUGCAGGGUUAAGUCCUCUUCUAGCCCCACUAGAGGGACUUCCAUGUUCUUAGAACAUGAAAAGUGUUUUAAACGACGCUGGACUUCCUCACGCUAUGUGAGGACCUCCACCGUCGUCAAAAUCCCCAUAGGAAAGCAUUGAAAAAUGCUUUCCUGUGGGGAAGUCUAAUGCGCGUGCGCAACCAUUGCCGCGCCAGCCGGCGGGGGAGAAUAGGCAGAGCCUGACCCAGAGGCGAGGGACAUUGGCGCUGCACUCAGGUAAGUCACUGAAGGGGUUUUAACCUUCAGCAACAUGGGAUGGGGGUGGUCCUGCAAUGCCAGGAAAGCAAAUAUGUUUUCCUGGCACUGGAGAGUCCCUUUAAACUGCAAAUACUAAAAAAGUAGAUGUAUGCCUCCCAGUGAUUGGAGUUAUAUUGCUGGAACUGUGUAAGCUGAUUGAUUGUUUGAUCACUCAAUUACUCAUAUUGAAGUUAUUUUUUGUCUAGGCCCUCCACAAAAAUCAGUUUUUUUAUAUUUUAUUCAAAAAUAUAUUUAUUUAUAUUUAUUCAAUAAAAUCAUUUAAAAUACAGCAAUAACAUCACUGGUCAUUAAGAAAAGAAAAGAAAAGUUAAACAAAUAAAACAACAAUUUUUGAACAUGGAGUAUAUUAACAUUCAUUCUCCAACAUUUUUUUAUGACUGUGAUGUAUUGAGUUUAAAUCAACACAUUUAAACCGUACAUUAGGUCACACAUUAUUUAUUAUCCUGUAGUUUUUUUUUUCAAAACGUUUAAGUAACACACUUAGAUAUACGUUGGUAUAUAAGGCCUAGGGAGAUUCGCUUGGAACAUUGGUAAUAGCCCUGCUCCAUAAAUAUAGUGAUUGGUGUAUAGAUUGGGGAAUAUUGAUACAAAAUGUGGCCAGAAAUUUGGGGAACAUCUGGCUGCACAUUUACCUUUGGGGUUAAGGGCCCUUAUGUAUUUAACAUUUGUAUUCUUCUGUCUUUUGCAAUGGUACCCGUCACUUUAUUAUACUUUUUUGGCCUGAGUGCAAGGAAUUUCUAUAUUUUAUAUAUAGAAAUGUAGAUUAGAACAAGUAGAUUGGCAAUUCUUUGGUGCUUUAUUAACAUGGGGGCACAGUAUUUAGUAUUUUUUCUCUGGUAACAAAUGAUGAAUGAAGUGGACUGCCACUCAGUACAUAGUUACAUAGUUACAUAGCUGAAAAGAGACUUGUGUCCAUCAAGUUCAGCCUUCCUCACAUAUGUUGUUGCUGUUGAUCCAAAAGAAGGCAAAAAAAAAACUAGUCUGAAGCGUACCUCUAAGUAAAUGGGAUAAUCCCUCCAUCUCCGCCCCAUCACUGCAAAAGGGAUGGGAGACAGGGGAGAACAUAUACUGGUACAUCCAUGGUUAUUAAGACCCAUGUGAAUCUCCAUUAGAUUUUUUAAAUAAUUUUUUUGGAAGCAAUCAUUGCUCCUACCGGAUAAAUGGAGGGUUUGAGAUCCCAACGCCUUUUACAUCUUUCAAUUAUUCUAUAUAAUAAUGCAUGUUAAUUGCUUCAUAAGAAAACUGUUGUAUGCUCUCCUCUGCAGAAUGCGUGAAAACAUGCAGAAUAUUCAUACAGUUUUCUGUUAUGUAAUGACAAAGGUCCAAAAAACUAUUGUAAUAUACAAACAAAAGAGGGAAGACUUUUCAGACUAUCUUUAAAACGCUUAAAAGGAACACUACAAUGUUAGAAAUAAAAACCUAGAAGCACCUCUAGUGGCUGUCAGUAUGACAUUCACUAGCGGUGGAUUUAACCCUGCAAUGUAAAUACUGCAGUUUCUAUGGGUUAAAACGACAGAGAUUACGUGGUCUGGGUGACUCAAGUGUCCCUUUCAUAAAUUGUAACAUGUUGAACACUUUUCAGAUCACUUAGAUAAAUCCCCACAUAGUGUCACUCUGGCAUGCUAUAACAGAUAAUAAGAGAUUGUAAUUUGCCAAAGCUUCCAAAAUCCUUGUUCAAGCUCUGUCCAUAACUCAGACAGUCGCAGAGUCAAAAUAUAUAUUUUUUUUAUUGCUACUUUACUUAAAUAUUAAAUAUUUAAUUUUAUCUAUUUCCAUGUAAUGAAAAAGUUGGUAAGUGAAGUGCAGAAAACUACCAGUUGCCCAAUUCACCUUACAGUAAUUGGAGGUUUUAAAAUCACAAAUUUUUAUGAAAAAAAUUACAUUUUAUAUUUGCCGUAGAAGCCUGCUUUGAAUUUCAAAGUAAUAUAUAGCUUAUAACGGAGUUAACAUUUCUGUUCAUUUGAAUAUUCAGGCCUUUAAUACUUAAUGUGGAGAUGGAACAGAUAUUUUUAGAUUUCCAUUAUAAAAUAGUUAAUUAGAAUUCUUCAAGGUUAUACAUUUAAUAUUUUUUUUAGAAAUACAUAAGUAUAACUGUGCGGUGGCAGGUGUACGUUAAUUACAGAGAAAGAUUUAUAUAUACUUUCAUGUGAAUAUUUGUAGAAAAAAAAUGUUUGGGAACCAAAUAUCCUCUUUUAAUGGAAAAGUAUAUGAAAUUUCACAUCGCUUUAUUAAAAUCAUUUGAAUCCAUGACUUAUUGUCAGAGUACCAUGUGGACUGCCAUGUGUCUUGGUAGUCCAGUAGCCCAUUCCCCUGCCUUCAUCCAUGGCCAAUCUCCCAAAAUUCUCAAGAUCCAGUGUCCUUAUUUACUCUACAUCCAGUUCUCAGUUUACUCCAGAGCCAGUCUCCAGUUUUCUCAAAGUCUUGUGUCCUAGUUUGUAUCGAAAAGUAUAUGUGAACUACCACAUUUCUUUAUUAAAAUAAUUUGAAUCCUUCUGGACUUCAUUUUAAGAUGAGACGAAAACAUCCCUAUACAACCCAUGCUGUAUUGUCAUGAGUAUGUUAAUACUGCACAUGUAUUUUAUUAGUCCAGCGCACAUUCUCCUACCUUUCUCCAUGGACAAUCUCCCAAUACACUCAAGAUCCAGUCUCCUAAUUUGCUCUCGAUACAGUUAUAGACAACCCACCUUCCUAUCCAGUUUAUUCCAGAGCCAAUUUCCAGUUUGAUCCAAGGCUGGUCUCACGGUUUGUUCCCUGAUUGGACAUUUUUAUUGAAUACUAUAAUUAAAGUUUUUUUAUUAGUCCAUCAAAAAACAGGGGCUGACAUAUUGAAAUAAAAAUAACCACAGAAGAACUCAACAUGAUUUUCCUCGCCAAAAACAUGCUUUUGACUUGAAUGUAGAAAUGCCCUCCUGAGUGAAUUAGCUGGAUAACAAGGGUAUCCAUUUUUGCAAAUGGAAAUGUCCACAAAUUGCUUUUCAGCAGAUAUGUUCUCAAACCUUUAUGCAGUCAUAUAUCUAUUGUAAUGAAAGAUAAGUAGAAGAAUCUGUAUUAUUAAUGUUAGUGCUAUUUUACUUAAAAGCAGGGAUUUUAAAAUAAAUAACUUUAUACUUCUCAAUAUCUUUAAGUAACCCAUUGCAGAUAUAUACCAUCAAGUAAAAUGGAGCAGGAAGACAAGGCAAAUGGUACCAUAAAUUACAUUGAGUACGGGAAAUUGCACAAAUAAGGACUUCAAAAUUAACAGAGGAAAUAGACAUUGCUCGUAGGAUCACUUCUCCUAGAAUAAAUUCAUUUUGCAGUCCAGCCAUGCUUUUCCCAUUUUUUAAAUCAAUAUUGCAAACCAUUGCCAGGGAUAUUUGCCGAAAUUAAAACAGUCAACAUGAAUAAUUUUUUCAACUCUGUUAUUUUCACCUAAAAUGUGUAAUUCACUCACUUGAAUAUGCAUUGACUUUGCAGCAGUUCAUACUUAAUGGAAUGUUCCUGCCUAUAUAUAUUUUUUUCUUCUUUGCCUUUGAAAUAACAAGAUUGAACGUUGGAAACUGUGAAAGUUUGAACUUUGGCACCAAGGCUUUCUUUUUUCCAGUUUUCAAUUACUCAUUUCUGUUAUUAAGUGUACUUUGCCCUUUGUGCUUCAAGCAAAGAGCAUAGUUGGAAAAAGUAAAAGAACACAAAUGCAUUGGGUGGUAUAUUUCUUUAGGAAAGCUUAUGGCCUCCCAGAGUAACCUCUACUUUAUAUACCUGUCUCUUACUCUCUCCUAAAGGGCAACACUCUACUCUCUCCUUCGGCUCUGCUUCACUCCCAUCUUAUUUGGUUGCUAUUUCCUGUCCUAAUGUGUUUAUACCCCACCUCCUAUAGAUUGUAAGCUCAUUUGAGCGGGGCCAUCUGCAACCUAUUGUUCAUGUAAGUUUUCUUGUAAUUGUCCUAUUUAUAGUUAAAUUCCCCCUCUAAUAAUAUUGUAAAGCGCUACAGAAUCUGUUGGUGCUAUAUAAAUGGCAAUAAUAAUAAUAAUAUAACAGCGGAACAAGUGAAAUGUAUCAGUCUAGCUCUCUCUGGUCAUUUAGGUACCACUAUCAACCAUCACGGAUUAAAGGACCACUAUAGUUACCCAGACCACUUCAGCUCAAUGAAGUGGUCUGGGUGCCAGGUCCCCCAGGUUUUAACCCUGCAGCUGUAAAUAUAGCAACAUUGCAGGGUUAAUCCCGCCUCUAGUGGCUGUCUUCAUGACAGUCGCUAGAGGCGCUCCUGCGAUGCUCAAUGCGAAAAUCACAUUGAGCACGCAGAACGUCCAUAGGAAAGCAUUUUUAAUGUGCGCGUGGCUCUGGCCGCGCAUGUACAGUCGGCUCCACUCGGGUGCUGACGUCGGCAGGGGGAGGAGAGUUCCCCAGCACGUAGGGACCCUAGUGCUGGAUUAAGGUAAGUGGCUGAAGGGGUUUUAACCCCUUCAGCCCAGGUGGAAGGGGGCCCUGAGGGUGGGGGGGACCUAAGGACAGUAUAGGGCCAGGAAAACUAGUUUAUUUUUUCUGACACGAUAGUGAUCCUUUAAGGGAUUUUUAAACAUUAUCUAUGCUAGGAUAUAUAUAUUUGUAAUUCUGUGUGCCAGGAUAUAUUUAUAUAUCUAAUAACAGCAUAGCAAUCUAACAAUCUAUUUUAUUGUGAAAGAUUUGAUUCUUCCAUGUAUUUGCAAUUCUUUAAUCAUAAUUACAGGUGACACCCUUAAUAUCGCAAAGAGCGCAAUUUAAUACUAACCACAGAUGCAUAUUUGCAAAAUUUCAGAUAAGAUAAUAUGCUAUUGUAAAAUAUAAUGUGCAAAAAAAAAAAAUGUCAAACACCUUUAAUCUAAGUCCAUUUUAUUCUACUGUAACCUUCCUGUGCCCUCUGCACCUGCCAAAAAAAAGUCCUAAAACCUUACUAUCAAUGGUGUCAAGUUAAUAUUACUAAAAAAAAAAUAAAAAUUAAAAGAAUUGAAAAUGUUCAACUAGCUUUUGCAUUAAUUUUUUUUUUAUUUUUUUAGCUGAAUUUUGACCAGCUGAACUCUGUGAACAGGUUGGCUAGUCAAAAUGGAAUUAAAAAAUUAUGGGACGUGUGCAAAAUUGUUUGGACGUUGACAAAAUCUAGAUCAACAUUGAGAGAGAAUGAAUAUUUUUAAAUCUUUAUCUCAUUAGCGACUGGUUAGAGCAGUAGUAAUGUCACUGCUAUAGAACUGAUGAUCUUGGGGUCAAAUCCCAGUCUGUCCACCUUAGCAGUAAGUAAUGUCUAAUUGUAAGGGAUAUGUUGGUGCUAUAUAAUUGCUAAUGGUUAAAUGCUCUUAUAAUAUAUGAAUGGUUUUGAACUUUUUCAAAAUGAUUUAAAAGUCAAAGCCACUCAAAGCGAAAUGUAUCAGCUCCCUAAAAACCUUAAAUUGCUUAAACUGUUUCAAACCGUUAAAAGGCUUAUCAGGAGCCGGUAAAUUUCAGUUCACAUGGAUUCAACUUUCAGGUCAUUUUAACUUUCAAAACUAUUCAUAUAGUCUUAAAUUAGUAAUAAUAUAUUAUUUAAAGCAUUAAAAGGCUUAUCGGAACUGGUGUGCUCAAGGUGGUUAUUGUCAGAGAUUGGUCACCUGAUCACAAGUUAAGAAAUGGAGCCAGGGAGUAGGCUUGCCUGUAACUUUAAAACUGGUGAUUCAUAACCCUUCCGGCUACCUAAUUUUAGAAGAAGUCUUAAGGUCAAAGCCAGUAUUAUAUUAAGAAAUAGGGUUAGAAUAAGAUUAUGGGGUUAUGCCAAAUUAAUCCUUAACCAUUAAGUUUAAUCCUAAAACACUAAAUGUAACUCCCUAUGCUCUAGCAUUGUGAAUGUAGCCAAUCUGCCAUUGUAAAAACUUAGUGAUCUAGCAAAUUUUUUUCGUCAUUGCGAUUCUUAGAUUUGAGUCAUUGCGAUUCUUAGAAUUCAUCUUGAGUUGUUUUACCAAUCUCAUUUCAGUUUCCCCUGCCUCAUACCAGAGGAAGCUCUCAUGGACAAACGCGAAUCAUCCGCAAAGCCUACCCAGAAGAUUUCUACACUAACAUGAUGCAGGAGAGCUAUCAGCUGUGGGCAGAAUUGGAGAAAGACUCAGGAACCAAAUUAUACAGGUAAAGAACCCUUAUGCAUCAACUCAGAAGUGAGAACUGCAUGGAAUUCAAAGCUGUGUUUUAAAGAAAUCGUAGCCUUCAUCAAACAGAUUGAAAAUGCAACCCAGUGUAUUAUAUAUGAUGGGUUAUCUAGACAUUAUUCAGAUAUCAUUAAAUUCCUUGUGAAACAUUAAACUAGUUUUAAAUUUCAACUUUAACCACUCUUAGCAAGCCCAUUGGAUAUCAACUUAUGUCCACCUUAGCCCGACUACUUUGAAGACAACAAAAAAGGUGCAGUCCAACAAAAGAAUUGUAAGUGUAAAUCAUAGUUCUAAAUAUGCGUGGUGGAUUCUGGAUACAAGAAAGCUAUGAAAAAUAAAGUUUGCUCCCCAGACUAAAUUCAAGAACAAAAUCUGGAAUUUCAUAAUUGUAUCUAAAAUAAAAUAAAAAAUACCACAAUAAUCAAAUCCACCAAUGUGCUGCAUUUCGGAGACUAGAAAAUCUAUAUUUUGGGUCUUUAGGACUUACCAUUAACUAUGAAAGAGCUGACAAUCACUCCUUGUUUUCGCACAUCCCAAUUUCAGAGGGUUAAUAUUGCUAAGUAGGCACCAUGAUUUCCUCAAACUAACUUUUUAACCCACUAUUGGAAACUGUAGCAUGGGUGUGGAAAUGUAACGGGCCAAGGAAUUCUUAACACUUUAGCCCACUACAAUGCGAUUCUCAAAUCAACUGGUUUACUGUUCAUCCCCUCAACUGGUCAUUUACUAGAUUGGUUGAGGGGUUCGGGAAUUUCCUGGAAGUCACUUAUUUGACCGACCGCACACAUGGUCUUAUGCCCAAAACAGUUCCACAGUUUUAGAGGUAGCGGUCGACCUAUUUCAGGAGUUCUAAACUGAACAAAUCCACAAACUGUUCCCCUGGCUCAUGGGUAGCGUUUGCUCCCCUAGUUCGUGGGAACAAACCUGCCAAAUAGCGCUCUCCUGGCUGGGCGGUGAAAAGAAUCAGGCGUUCGCGAAGGUGGCCGGCGUUCGGGAUGUUAAGUGUCCGAUUUUAGUUCCAGACACUCGACAACCAAGUCCCACUGCCUCUUUUUGUGCAACAAGAUGGCUGCCAUUUUCUCCAGCACAUGAUGUUCUUAGUCUGCGGUUUUCUUUGUAGUUAAUGAAGCGGGGGGGGUGGGGGUGGUCAGUGUUCGAUAGUUUUAUCUAUCGAACUAGGAAAAUCAAAGUUAACUAACCAAAUUGUGACGUUUCUUCACAAGAUAUAUAUAUAUAUAUAUAUAUAUAUAUAUAUAUAUAUAUAUAUAUAUAUAGACUGGCAAUUCUCAGCAUUUAUGUGGUCUGCACCUGCACACGCUCUCCUACUGGACCACCAGGGAGGAAGUCAGCUGUACCACAGGACCACCAGAGAUCAUACUCUGCUUGACCAUCAAGGAUUAAAAACCUUGCCCCCCCUACCUCUGCAUAAAGAUAAGCAAGUUGCAGUCAACACAACACAUAAUCACACUUUGCCAACCCCAGACUUUGUCACACUCAGACAACUCUAUACUCACACUCAGCCAGCCCUCACUCACAUUCCUCUAGUUCCACACUCACAAUCACAGUCAGCCAACUCCACAAGUACAUGUCAUUCAGUGGCAGAACUAAUAUAGAGAGGGCCCUGGUGCAAGAAUUUUUUUUGGGCAUCCCUCUAGUGCAAGUGUGGCAAAACGGUAGAUCCCCAUCUGUCAUUCAACACCCACAAUGUUAUGCCAGCUGAGGAUCUACUAUAUACCCAUCCUUACAGGGUUGUAUUGAUGAGCAAUGUUUGUACAUUUAAAUGUGACCAUUUGUGUAUGGAGUAUAUGUGCACAUUUAGUAUUUGUAUGCACUGUCUGGAAUGCAUGAACGAGGUGCAUGUAUAUCAUUUUGGCAAGGUGCUUGUUUGCAAUGUUUGCGUUUGAUAACAAGGGUAUGUUUGCAUGUAGUGUUGGCAUUUGAUUGCUGGAAUGUAUGCACAUAUAUACCAUAUACUGCCACAAACAUACAUACUUACAUAAAUACAUAUAAUGACACAUUCACACACACAAAUGCACACGCAUAUACACACACUGACACAGAUGCACACAUAAACAUACUGACACAUAGAUACAUUCACACACAGAUACACAUACUGCUGACACAUACAUACUGACACAGUCACACAAACACACAGAUGCACACACAAACUGACACACAUAGAUGCAUACAUGUCAUAUUUUUAGCAUACCUUUUAUGUGCAGGUGGGUGGCAUCCUUUGGAUCCUGGUGCUGGCUGAAACUGUUUGAAGUGUGGAUCUGGGGCUGACAUUUUCCAUGCUUCUGCCUGCUCUCUGCCUUCUGCGCGGCUCUCUCCCUGUAUCUGGGAGAAAGUGACAGGCUCACACUUCCUCCCAGCAUUGGCGUUAUUACAGAGGCGCAGUCACACAGUUGGAGGACCACCGCUCCCACUUGGCCCCUGUUUAGCAAUACCCAUCAUGUGACCCUAAGUGCACAAGCUGCUCAGUGGGACUCCCAGAGUGUGUGCCUAUGUGCAGUCACACUGGCUACAGCAGCGAUAGUUCCGCCACUGAUUAUAACUAUAAGAAUUUUCUUGACUGAACUUUUUCUCGACUUCAUGAUAUCCAUUAUCUGGGAUGUUUUUGUCAUGGAAAGAUACAUUUUUGUUGACCAUGCUAUAUUCAUGACUUGCUUGUGAUUAAUAAUGUGUGAUUAAAACAGGGGCUUACUGUUACAUUUCAUUGCAUUUCAUUGUACAGAAUACAACAUGACCACAACCAUACCAACAAUAUCCAGAGGCUCUUUCAUUUUCAAGGCAUUUAAUGCCCUUUAUAUUAUAUGAAAGGUUACGGAGACACACAAUUGUAUUGCUCUAUUGUAAUGGGCUGUGCAAGAUAAUUAUUUCUCGCUACUAAGGAUUCUCACAUAAAGGACAGAGGACUCAUGCAGCCUAUCAUUUGGUAUUAAUUAUUCUAAUUCUGUCAUCCUCUUACAUCCAAAUUAACUUUUUUUUUUUUAUUAUUAUUAAUUAUCCCAGUUGGUUUCAACAGCUCUCGGAAAGCACAUACCCUUUUGUUUGGUCUACACGUGAUUUUUCCAUCAAUAUCUUUUCUGUUCUAUAGCAGACUUAUCAUCUGUCUGUAUCAUGACACACAAAGGGGGUACAAUGCUGCCUUACUGUGCCAAUGAGUUCUACACAACAGUGACCUUCAGCUGCCCUUCGUUAACUCAAGUAUUUUAUCUAAUCAUUAGGAAACAGAAAUGGAUUGGAGUCACUUGCUAUAUCAUUGCAAAAAUGUUCAUAACACUGCUUCACCACUUACAUUGUGCAGUAACAAUUAUUAUUAAAAUGUGCUGGGGUUUUUUGUUUUUGUGGUUUUUUUUUUUAUUUCUUUGCUCAUCUUGAUUAUGCAUUUCACUGUUGAAUAAUUUACUUGUUUUCUGGCUUGAAAAAAUAUUGAUGAUUUUGUUUUUUUUACCCGCAAGUCCUUCUUUUUAGAAAAAUGGCCAAUAAUAAGUAGAAGGGUCAAUCAAUAGUACUUUGCAAUGUGUGCUUCAUUUUAUCCUCUGUUAGCGAUCAGCCUAACUAGCCUAGAGCAAGCAACGUUUGCACUAGGCAUUGUACGCUUAAUAGAUUACUCUUCAGGCCUCUUUAGUUCCUUAGAGAUGGAAAAUAGAACUCAAUCACUCAUAAAGUCUUCUACUCAGGUUUAUAUUCUAAGCAAGUUGAGAAUGGGUUGCAUAUAUUAAUCCUCCUGCCUUAUAGCAGCAUAUUUUUCUGUUGAAGAGUACUAUUACCAUCCCUCUGUUUGUUCAAAAUUGGAGACUUUCUCAUACAUUUAAUGUAGUGUUAAAACAUCUGUAAAUUCAGAAAUGUGUAGAAUAUGACAAGAGGUCAGAUGGUUUAAUACUCAAAUAAACUACAAUUCCCAUGAUGCUUUUCAAGCAUUUAGAUUAUGAACGUUUUAGUUUUUAAACAUCUUGGGCACACCAACUAUAGUCCCAGAGACAUUAUACUUUAUUAUGCCCUCUCCAUUCUACUGAGACCGCGCUUAUCAAAUGACCUAAUCACAGCUAAAUCCAAAGGCCACUACUCCAUACUAAUUCUUCUUGACCUCUCUGCGGCCUUUGACACCGUUGAUCAUGCUCUCCUUCUUCAAACUCUUCAAUCAUUUGGUCUCUGUGACUCUGUCCUCUCGUGGUUUUCCUCUUAUCUCUCCCAACGCUCAUUCAGUGUCUCCUUUUCUAAUGAUACCUCCUCCCCUCGUCCUGUCUCGGUUGGAGUCCCCCAAGGCUCUGUCCUUGGUCCCCUUCUAUUUUCUCUCUAUACUGCCUCUCUUGGCAAACUUAUUACCUCUUUUGGAUUCCACUACCACCUGUACGCUGAUGACACCCAAUUAUAUCUCUCCUCCCCGGACCUCUCCCCUGCCGUCCUGCAACGUGUCACUGCUUGCCUUUCUUCCAUCUCUGACUGGAUGUCCUCCCGCUUUCUGAAACUCAAUCUUUCUAAAACUGAGCUCCUUGUCUUUCCUCCUCCUAAUACUGAUCCUCUUCUCUCGCUCUCCCUUCAAGUUUGUGGUACCCACAUCAGUCCAUCCUUGCAAGCGCGCUGUCUUGGCGUCAUACUUGAUUCUGACCUCACCUUUGAGCCUCACAUCCAGCAUGUUGCCAAAUCCUGUAGAUUCCAUCUUAAAAACAUAGCCCGCAUCCGUCCCCUUCUUGCACCAGAUGCUACCAAGGAGCUUGUCCAUGCUCUAGUAAUUUCCCGCAUGGAUUAUUGUAACUCUCUCCUGAUUGGUCUUCCCAAAAGCCAUACUGCACCGCUACAGUCCAUAAUGAAUGCUGCUGCCAUACUGAUUUUCAUCUCUAGUCGCUUCUCUCACACCUCACCCCUCUGCCAGUCCUUACAUUGGCUUCCUGUAUGCUAUAGGAGUCAAUUCAAGGUAUUAAUUCACACCUAUAAAGCACUGAGCAACUCUAGCCCCUCUUAUAUCUCCUCACAGAUCCAUAGGUAUGUCCCUUCUCGGUCUCUCCGCUCUGCCAGUGACCACAUCCUGACCGUUGUCCACACCGAUACGGCCAACUCACGCUUGCAGGACUUCUCGCGGGCGGCUCCCUUCCUAUGGAAUAGCCUGCCUACCACCAUCAAACUCUCCCCUAGUCUUGCAUCUUUUAAGAAGUGCCUUAAAACCCAUCUCUUUAGGAAAGCUUAUGGCCUCCAAGACUAACCUCUACCUCACAUACCUGUCUCUUUCUCUCUCCUAAAGGGCAGCCCACCUUAUUUGACUGCAAAUUCCUGUCCUAAUGUGUUUUACACCCCACCUCCUAUUGAAUGUAAGCUCGAUUGAGCAGGGUCCUCUUCAACCUAUUGUUCCCAUAAGUUUUUUGUAAUUGUCCUAUUUAUAGUUAAAUCCCCCCUCUCAUAAUAUUGUAAAGCGCUACGGAAUCUGUUGGCGCUAUAUAAAUGGCAAUAAUAAUAAUACUAUUAUUCACUUGGUUAAUUUCAAAGAUGCCAGGAUAGGAGGGAAAGUGUAUUAGAGACAAAAACAAAGCAAAAUAUUUUAUGUAAACAGUUCUCUUGUAUUGUAUGUAGAUUGCUUUGGAGAGAGAUGGUAAAUGGUCACAUCAGUCCAGAGUCCAUUUAAAUGGGUUGGUGUGGAGGUUAAGGAAGGACAUAUAGAAAGAUCAAUGAUGUAACAAUUUCCCUUCUGAAAUGUAGCAGAUAAUUUUGUUAUUUAUGUACAUAAAGACUACUAAACCAUUAAAAACUCCUUUCCUGAUUGGAAACACUAGCUCCUUGUUAAAAUGUAUUCUAUGCUUUCAGCUGUAUAGAUGCCCAGAGGAAGUGCAUCAAAAGUCUGCAUAAUGAGUACAAUUGUGAAGCUACUGGCUUCGGAUAGACACUAUUGUCUCAGCCCCUAAGAGGCUGUCAUCAGUGUAAACUACUUGAACCCAUAUAUUAUGUAUAACAAUGAAUCAAGGAACAACUAUUACCAGAGAUACAAUGUAGAAUAUUUGUACUAUUUGCCCAGUGGUACAAAGUACUAUAUUUAAUUUCCUAACAGUGUAGCUGGGUGUAAGGAGUUAUUAUUACUGAUGUUUCUGUUUCAGGUGUCAAACUGUAUCAGUCUUGGCUUUUAUUUAAUAUAUUUAUUUAGAGGGACCUUGACAACAUAAAUUACAAAUAAAUGGGGGGGUGGGGCGGGGACUGACAGCCGACCGAGACAGACGUGUGAAGCUAGAGCUCCUUGACGAAAAGCUUGAAUUUCACUACAAUUCAGGGGUAUUAUUGAACCCAAUUCCCAACAGCAAUCCUGCCCUAUCUACUUACCCACGUGAGGUAAGCUGGCUGAAUGCGUCUGAGAAGACAGGCUGUGAGAUAUCAGCACUGCCAGUGUCUGAGGCCUGCAGCAGUGGGGUGGUGUGGUGGGGAUGGCAGCUCCUCCAUCUCACACAGUUCCUGCUUGUUUCUGUGCCCUGUCCCUCCUCGCUCCCCCCCUUUGGACCGGUGGGAGAUAUCCUGGUCCCCACUGAUGGAUUGACCUGCAGCAAUGGAAAACAGCCGCGGAGAACAAAUAAAGGGUGCAAAAUCUGCAAGAUCUAAUAGCCAUGACACGCCUUACAAGAUGGCUGCUGCAAUAAACUGGGCCUUCCACGAGGUGCGGAUAGAGCAGGCCUUCAAGCGCCUUUGGUCUCAAUUCUGGGCUACAAUAAGCGAAAGAGCAAAGAAGGAAGUUAUGGCAAACUCCACACUGACACUCCCUGGAAGUGUCCUCAACCCACAGCAUGCUUUACAUGGCCGUGUUUUGGCUCUGAAAGCAAGAAGUAGGAGGAAGACGACGCGGCGGGCACCUCAAUCCCGGAGGCCCAGCACUGUUGGUUGCCGCAACUUACCUAAGCCUCAGUCUGCCCAGGGUCGACCUCGCACGCAUGGCUCAACCCCUCGACUUGUGCAAGCUCGCUCACAGGCCUGGGGACAGAAGGGAACCAUACCCAAGCAAGGAACUGCUGCCUUGUGCCUGAGUCUCCCUUGUCGCAUGACAGCUCUACACUCCAUACAGCACGAGUCUGUGAAAGGAAAAAAUAGUCUUUAUGAACUUCCCAGGAGUCAGUUCUAGCAUUUAUAGCUGUCAUGCACAAACUGGGAGAUACAGAUACAGUGUGCUUUAGAAAUAUGUCAAUUUAAUGUUAUACACAGGUAAAUUAUCAGGCUUUGGGCCUGUAAAUGUAGUCCUAAAUAAGGAUGUAGCUAAAUAAACAAAUACAAUGGCUACUUGAUUCACAAGAACAAUAAGAAAGGGACUCUAUAAAAAGGGAAAAUAAUCAAUCUUCAGUCUGGAGGGUUGCAGGCAGACUGAGCAUUCAAGUCAAGAAAUGCUGUUAUAUAGGCUUCCUUACCAUGUAUGUUCAGCAAGAGCACAGGGAAUGGUUUGGAAGUCAACCAAUCACAGUAUUCAGCAAGAGCACAGGGAAUGGUUAGUUUGGAAGUCAACCGAUCACAGUAUUCAGCAAGAGCACAGGAAAUCGCUACAAAUAAUUAAAGUUUAUGGAUAAUAUUCAACAGCCACAUUGGAAACAAGACCAACUUUGGAAAAAAAUAAUAUACAUUUCUGCUGAUAGUCCUGAUUUUUUUUAGUAGCCUAAAUAUUACAAACUGGUAUUUCAUUCCCCAUGGCACAAGAGAAAAUUCAAUAUUAGGGUGACAGAUACAUAGAAUGUGACGGCGGUCGUGAUGGAUAAGAACCAUUCGGCCCAUCUAGUCUGCCCAAAUUUUCUAAAUACUUUCAUUGGUCCCUGGCCUUAUCGUAAGUCUAGGAUAGUCUUAUGCCUAUCCUACGCAUGCUUAAACUCCUUUACUGUGUUAACCUCUACCACUUCAGCUGGAAGGCUAUACCAUGCAUCCACUACUCUCUCAGUAAAGUAAUAUUUUGUGAUAUUAUUUUUAAACCUUUGCCCUUCUUAUUUAAGACUAUGUCCUCUUGUUGUGGUACUUUUUCUUCUUUUAAAUAUAGUCUCCUCCUUUACUGUGUUGAUUCCCUUUAUGUAUUUAAAUGUUUCUAUCACAUCCCCCCUGUCUCUUCUUUCCUCAAAACUAUACAUGUGAAGAUCCUUUAACCUUUCCUUGUAAGUUUUAUUCUGCAACCCAUGAACCAGUUAAGUAGCCCUUCUCUGAACUCUCUCUAAAGUAUCAAUAUCCUUCUGGAGAUAUGGUCUCCAGUACUGUGUACAAUACUCCAAGUGAGGUCUCACCAGUGUUCUGUACAAUGCCAUGAGCACUUCUUAUGACUUAAAAUGACUUAGAAUGACUCCUAGUGCCACCUUGUUAUUUACUAAAUUAUGAAUCGCUGGGAAUGCACCAAUGAAUUGAAAAUUUAAUGUCAACACAGCUAACACAAACAUUACUAUUUUGUCCUUAAGUUUGCAAUCCGCUGGUGAAUGCUGGGGAAUAUUCAUGGUUUUAGUGAAUAAUCCUGUCUGAGUGGACUGUCCUUAGUUCUCUGUUUGGAAUAUUUAUGAAUGACCUUCUAGGAAUAUUGUACAGAAUAAUAAUAAUUUGUAUAUAACAGAUAAAUAAUUCUAGAUAUAUCCAUCACUAUUCCACUAUUUAAGAUAAAAUCAGUAUCUGCGUGUUCUGUGUUUCUAUUAUACACAUUUCUUUAUCUUGCUGAAACUCCCUGUCAAGGGCAAUUUCACCUUUAUGAUAAAAUUGUACGGAAGAAUCUUUUCACCAUAUUUCAUUUCCAAGCUGCCACUCACACGUCUCAGCAUGUUCUAAUGUAGUCUCUGCGCUAACACUAAACGGGGCUGGCGCUGAGCUUCCUAACAAUACAUCUAUUUUAAGCCACUUCAAAGAUAUCACACAAUGCAACAAAAAUGUCCCUGGGGACCACACUAAGCAAUUUCCCAGAAAAAAAAAGGAAAAUCUUAACCCAUUAGAUGCACUCAGUGUUUAUUAUACUCUCGACUGGGAAUAAAUCAGAAAAGGCAGAAUCGAAAACCUAAAGAACUUCUCAUUGUCUGGUCCUGUUUUUGUGUGCUUCAUAUAAUAAUGAUAUGAGAAAUAUAAUUGUGUGCUGAAAAUUGGUGUGCAAGGGUAUGAAUCCAUUACUGCUGAACAGAAACUAAUCGAGUUCUUAUCUAAAAUGCCACUUUAGUGCCAAUAUUCUAUGUAAGUUAUGGAUUUAUCACAGGCGAACGCUUAUAUCUUACUGCUUCACAGGAAAUUUGUCUUUUCAAGUUCAUAUUGCAGUGUUUUUUUUAAUAAAAUAAAAUUAUUUUAUAUUUUUUUUAUUUUUUUUUUUACAAACUCUUUGAUUUUAUUGGCAUCCGUAGGAAUACAGGACUCGUAGUCUGGGGACCAGCUGGCAAUCACGAGUUAGAGAAAAUAUGUAAGAACCUGGAAAACUACCAGAUCCCAUGGGAACAUCUGAGCCAGGAGGCAAUGAAACAGAAGUACCCUGGAAUUUCUCUGAAGCCUGGUGAAGUGGCCUGUUGGGACACCAGUGGUGGAGUUCUGUACGCUGACAAGGCACUCAAAGCAGUUCAGGUAAUGGUCUUCGUGGCCUGGUGUAGAAUCUGAAAACAGAUUGCUGUUUUGUAAUGUGUUACUUUACCAAUGAGCACGUAUUCGGGUACACAUUUUCCAAAGCAAGCUUUUUAAUGCAGCCACAUGAAAUCAGAGCCAAUUCUUGCACAAACUGUAUCUCAAGCAUGAAAUGUCCAAGAUCAGGAGCUACUUUCAUAUCUUGAAAUAUUUCUGGAUCCUAACUGAUUAAAUCAUUUCAAUCACGCCUGUUUGGAAAGUCCAUGAUUCACUAACACAUAGUAUAUAUUAAUAUGGUGCUUUGCCAUACACCUAUACUCAUACUCAUUACUUCUUAGCACUUUUAUACUCUCACUCACAAUGCAUUAUUGUGGAAUACACCUACAUACACUGUUCAUUAUUAUGGAUUUGGUUUGUGAACAUUCUCCCAACGUUUCUUUUUAUCUGCUGUGAAUUACGGGACCGGGUGUUGUCUGAUGCUACAGUGCCAGGGAAUAAUAGUUGGCUUGAUGCGCACAUAUCUGUGCCAUGCAAGGGACUUUUUCUAUGUUUAAAGUAAGACACAGGGUAUGACAUGGAUGUCCUUAACAGGCCUGGCAUGUCCAGUAUUAAGCAAGAAAGGAAAGCAGUCACAGGCUUCCUCCCUCUAGUAGAACCAACAGGUGACCUCUCUCUUCCACCAGACUAUGUCAGAAACAAAAAUAACAGCUGCUGGAUAGGGGGCACUUUAAAAAAAAAAUAAUCCUCUGGCCUCUUUUUCUAACAGGAAUAAGCAUAAAAAACAUAGCAUACCAUAACAAUAAAAGGGCAAUCUUUAUUCUUAUAUAGUAUCCCAAAGUACUCAAACAUGCUACGUUUAUCUGUACAUGUAUAAAUAGUUUAUAACAUUUUCCGUAUAAACAGCUUUUGUAACAUGCAUAUAAUUUAUAUAGGAACCGUUUCUAGAGAAGGAAUUUGAAACUAUUUAUACAUGUACAGAUAAACCUUGCAUUUGUGUGUACAUUGAUAUACUAUGGAAGAAUAAACAUUGUGAUUUUAUAUGUAUGGUGUGCCCUGGUUUAUAUGAUUAUGUUUAUGUUAUGUAGAGAAGGAAUCUCAAGCACUGCCCACUCACACAGAUGUUAAUGGUAUACAAUUCCCAGAAUUAUUUUAAUGCAAUAGAUGAAAGUUGUCACCGUUGUAGUUCAGCAACAUCUGGAUGGCCAGAGUUUGAGAUGACUGUGACCUUGUAAUCAUUUGUGUGCUCUUUACAGUAACCCAACUGAUGUUCUUCUGAGACACAAGUCAAACUCAUGCAGGAGCAGAUUCAGGGGAGGUGGACAUUUUUCACAGCACACAGUGUUUUAGAACUGAACAUUUAUUUUGAAUUUCCAGAACUGUCAGACAUAUUAUGCUAGAAAAUAUUAAUUAUUCUAUUUCACACACUGCAGGCCUCAAUUAAGAAAAUGGUAUCACGGCAAUGUUUGUUGCUGUUUGAAACCAAAUAUUGGGACAAUGUUUUACUGGCAUUGAGAAAUGUUGAGAAAGCAAGUUGUUUUGUUGAUACACAAUUGUCUAAUUCAAUCUACGACUUAAGCCACUUUUACUAAGACAGUAAACUAAUAGAUUCUGUUGACUCUGCCAAAUUAUAAAACUAGUAUGUGUUAACUCAAACAAUAGAUCGACUUCUAUCUCAUGUUAAAUAACAAGACCUUUUGUCAGGAGCAUACGAGGUGAGUUAAUAUUGGAUAGCCUAACUGAAAUGAAGUUAGAAGGAUGUACAUUUCAAAGUAUAUCUAAAAUUAAUUGUAUAAAAUUAGUGAUGUUUCUUAAUUUUUCAUCAUAUUCAAAAAAUAUAACUUUUUAUAUAUUGUCUCACAAAUAUUCCUACAGAACCCAACUUCUGGUCCAUUCUCAACCCAUAUUAUUCCCUUAUCCCUAACACUAGUGAAAUAAUAAAGUUUGCAUUGCAUAUUACUGGAUGCUAAAAUAUCUACUUUACAUUGAAUAUAAAAUAUCAUACCUAAUGGCGAUAUUUCGUAAAUUCCGCCUUACAAUCAUAUUGUGUUGAACAAAAUAAUACAGAUGCAAAAAAUAUACUUACAAAUAAAUAAGGGGUAUGUAACAAUAUAGUAAACAGUGUGCAUAUUAUGGUAUUAAAACAUUUUACUCCCACCCUCCAGAAUUAAAUUGAGAAUAAAUUACUUUUUAAUGGUGCACAUAUUGAAUCUUGCCACCCUCAAAUUACCCAAUGCCAGAUAACAUGAGUAAAAAGAGGGGUUGUGGCAAAUGUAUCAUAACAGUAUAGGUGAAGUGAUAGCAUACUGUUCUAUUAUGCAACAUGUCGGAGUAUUAUUUAAAUAUACAAAAUAUUGCAUUAAUAUGUUCUUUUAUAUUUCAGGAGUGUUUCUUGCGCAUGGGUGGCACCAUUCAUGAUAAUGAGAAGGUGACACAUAUAGAACCAGGACCAAUGAUUACAGUGACAACCACCACCACUUCGUAUUCAGCAGAGAAACUGGUGAUCACAGCAGGACCUUGGGCCCAGAAGGUCCUUACUCCUCUAGGUCUUCAACUCCCCUUAAAGGUGAGAGAUUGUAUUUAUAUAUUUAAGAGUUUAUUCACUAAGUGGUGACUAAAGCUUACAAACACAAAUAUAAAUAUAAAAGUGCACAGUGUAGGGUAUGUAGUGAUGGUGGAUGCUUAAACACUAAAACCACUUCAAAGUAAACAUAAAAUACAUACAGUAGUAGGUGGAGCAUUCAAUAAAUGUGUAAAAUAAUAAAAACAUACAGCAAAUAGAGCAAUAUGCAAGAAAUAGGUAUAUAAUACAUUAAAAUGAGGAUAAUUCAACUAACAAGCCUGGAGCCAAAUAUAGUAAUAUGGUUCACAUGGGAAGUGCAGUGGGACUCUUAGUAGGAUGUCCCAGUCAUUUAUGUGGUUCUCUUUUAGGUACCUCCAAGUCUUACAUGAAGAGGAUGGUCCAAACGGCUUUUUGGUUCAAAUGGUAUACUUUAUUCCGUUCAUAUGAAAUAAAUAAAAGCAAAUAUGUAGAAAUGUCCAAUAAAAUCGAUAAAAAGUCCUUGGCUGUUGCCAGUAAAAGUCCAAAAUGUGUUUCGCCCUAGAAUUAGGGCUUCUUGAGUCGGUUUAAAUCUUUCCAGGCUUGCUGUUCAUUUUAAAUACCCUGCCAAAUCUUUAUUUGCAGGUGUCACUUCCGGGUUCAUGGAACACAUCGUGCAUUCCAUGCUUUCCUAUGGUCACGUGCUCAGCUUGUCACGUCAAUCACAUGACGUACGGGUUCCCAAUUGCAUCUCCUUUUCGUUGUUGUGUGGGCUGUAACUGUUAGUGGAACGCUCCAUGCGUUCCACAAGGUUCAUCAUUGGGCAGAUGAGCCUUCCAGGAUGUCUCCCAGCUGUCGUUCUACUCGUGUUGUGUAUACUUUUACGAUGGGGUGAUUGGUAUCUCCUGGAGUCUCUCCCAGGAGUCUUAUUCACAGUAUCCCAAACAGAAGCAUUUAACCUUGUAGGAAAGCAAAUAAUCAACAAAAACUGGAAUUUCUUUACAAACAAACAUAUAGUCAAUAAAAGUGGAGACUUCUUUAUAAUAAUAUGUAUGUAUGUAACAUUGGUGACAGGGUGAUAGAGGUUCUUUUGUAGAUAACCUUUGAUAGUUUUUUAUAGAAAGAGUGUUGAGGAUACUAUUACUAUUAUGAUAAUGAAAUCUUUAUUGCUGAAUGUAGAAUAUGUAUUAAAUAAUAGGUAAUAAAUAUAUUUUCAUUCCUAAUACAUACUUUUAUAACUCUGGAGGUAAUAAUUGUGUUGGCAUGAUUUUAAUAAAUGGUUAUGUUUAAAGGGACAGGCUUAUAGUCAUAUGAUACAGAAAAAUAUCUAUAAAAAUAACUUCAAAUAGAAGCGUAUAUUAAAAAAGGAAAUGGCUCUAGGAAAUGGCUCUAGUAGAGGAAAAUGUGAGAGGGAUGUUAAAGCCCAUGUGAAGAAAUAAAUAUAUAUGUAUAUAUAAAAUUAUGUAAAAGUAUAAAAGGUGAGUAAAGCUUAUCUAGUGACUAACGGUGACUAAAGCUUAGUUUGUGAAUUUUCCUAAUUCGGCUAUUUUGAUCUGAAUUUUGCAAGUCGGUUUUCAGUUGUCCACCAUUCACAGAUGAGUCGAUAAACCCUAUUCUUCAUGCAGAAAAAAAAUUAUAAUUCUAACUUCCAUCUGAAAACACAAGUCAAGUGCUGUAAUUAUUUCUUACUUUUUUCAUUUGAUUUGCAGUGCGAUUCUUCUAAACUGAACCACAUUUAAAAUGUUUCUAGGACAGUCAAGCUCCCUAGAGUAAUGUAUAUCAUUCCAAUGUGUUUAAGGUUUCCCUGCCAACAAAUAGGUUAAAUCACUGGCCAGUUUCCUUUCUACAGAAUUCACAUACAUACUCAUAAAUAACGUACAACCUAAGUGUCUUGUCACUGUUAACUUCUUCUUGUCUUUGGGGAAAUCCAUUUCUUUACUUCAUAUUUUCAGCAUUGGCAUGGCUAAAUUCUUUCAUAAUAUAUAAGGUCAUAUAAGUAUCAAAUACUAUAUAACAUUUUUGGGGGUUCUGUGUUUAAUAUUAAAUGGAACAUAGCUUACUAAAUAAUAUUUUCAUGUUUUAGUACGUUACUAAAUGUUUCAGUCUGAUCAUCCAAAACAUCAAAAUGCUGCCAAUUAUAUCCUUUAUAUUUAAUUUAACCAGAAAGAAAUGCAUAGUCUCAAAUCAGUAUGAGAUAUUAUUUGGGGGUACCCAAAGGUACAUUUUUGGGGGGUAAUAUGGAAAAAUGGACAUAUUAAUUGUGAUGGACGGAGCUCCUGUACUCCGACCAAGUGCCUCCGCCCAAUCCACCUCCUAGCCGUUGGGGAGGGAGCCUGGAACGCUUCAGCUCCUGUCACCGAAGCUUGACUGGGGUCUCUCUGGAACUCUUCCACCUGGCCAGGCUUCUUCCAUGCAGAAAUCGUCCCCUCUGCCUAUUUCUCUGCAGAUUUCCUUCCAAGCAGGUAGCUUUCACUCUGCCUAUUCCUCUGAAGCUCUGCUUGUAGUGAUUUCAAAAUGUCUUUACAAAGACAUUUGCAACUCUCAGGCCUAACUCUCUUGAUUUGCCCCUGAGCUAGAGGGAUCAUGUAGCCAGCCAACAGGUCUGAAGACUCUGUUACUGAGAUACUUUAAAAUCCACACAGGUCACACAGUUCCAAAAGGAACUAACAUACCAUUCUUUAUUUCAACUCUGGACUAGCCCAUAUGUUCAAAGCAUUUAUAUUGCUGUGACACUUGAUUAAAAUACAAAUAUAAAAACCAUUAAUAAACAAGCAAUUAAAAUGAAUACAUGCACUAUAUAAUACCAAUAACAUUUUCAAACACAAUAUAAAGCAAUUAAAUAUACAUUUUACUACUUAUUUGGUUGCCUUCAUUUGCACACAAGUCUUAUAUAAAAGAACACACUCCUAGUCAGUCAGCAGAGGGUGCAGCAGAGUUAUCUUUCAGGGACUCCUGGGACCAGAUCCAUAGUCUGUGGGUAGGAGGCUGUCUUUCAAGCCUCUCCAAAAGGUCAUGGCAUGGGAGCUUCUGUCACAUAUCUCCCCCUUCUAAUGGAGACUAACCUGAGAGGAGACUCUGAACGGGUUUACUCCCAAAUUAGUCAGUUUGUUAAUCCCAAGGCCAAAGCAAUAAUAUAAUACAAUUUUAAAGAGUCACUUACCAAGCCAACCUUGUCAUCUCUCGUAGUAUGUAACUGCAGCUGGGGAAGAGUAUCAACUACACCUUUUCCCUUAAGUCCUAUCAGCUGCUGGAGAGAAUAUAGAGUGGCCGGUGUCUCUAAGACAAUGGAUUGGGGAUCUGGCUCACUGCCCAGCCUUCUGGUAUUACACUGGUGAAGCCCAUGCUCCCCUCCACAAGUACAGGACAAAUAGCUUUCUUCUUUAGUAGUUGAGGACAGAGGCCAGCGGCCUCUGAAGAGGUGAAGAGGGUUUACCAUUUACGCUCCCGGUAGCUCCAAUUGCCGCUGGGGAGGAAGGGAGGCCAACCAUCUCUGCUCCCAUAAACUCCAACAGCCACUAGUGAGGGAGGCCAAUACUCUCUACACCUUGCAUAACAACCUGCCGCUGGUGACCUCUCCUCCUCCUGCCUAUGUUAGUGCCGAAUGCGCUUGAGCGUCAAGAGCCGCACACGCAUUCAAACAGUCUAUAGGAAAGCAUUACUCAAUGCUUUCCUAUGAACGUCAGCGUCUUCUUACUGUGAUUUUCACAGUGAGAAUCGCGGAAGCAGCCUCUAGUGGCUGUCAGUGACACAGCCACUAGUGGCUGCAUUAACCUUCAGUGUAAACAUAGCAGUUUCUCUGCAGGGUUAAAACUAGAGGGACCUGGCUCCCAGACCACUUCAUUGAGCUGAAGUGGUCUGGGUGCCUAUAGUGGUCCUUUAAUAGAUAACCCUGCCUUACUCCCAUUCUUUCAUGCACUGGUGUCAACUAUAUCCAACGAAGAGUGCAUUAAUGGCAUUAAGAACUAAACAAAAUAACAUUUAUUAAGGGAUACUAUAGUCACCAGAACUACAGCUUAAUGUAGUUUUUCUGAUGAGUAGCAUCAUUCCCUACAGGCAUUUUUUAUGAAAACACUGACUUUUAAGAGAAAAUGCAGUGUUUACAUUUUCCCCUAGGGACACCUCCAGUGGCCACUACUCAGAUGGUCACUGGAUGUGCUUCCUGGGGCAGUGCUGCACAAUGUGGUCCGAAGCUGGUGGCAAUUUUGAAAACAGUCUAUAAAACACACACUCCUCUCCUGCCUGUCACCCGGCAAUUGUGCUCCCCGGACCCAUGUGCCCUAGGUGGCCCUGCACCAGCCCUGAAUGUAUGUUGGCCCACAGGGAAAUUAACUGGUAACCCGCUGUGCCAGUCCGGCCCUGACUGGGGUGCACAUAGCAGAAGAGAAAUUCUGGGUAUUUUAAUCAAAAGAUAUAAGAAAUUCCCCAGACACUCAAAGUGUUGAAGCCGCAGGCAGUUUUAAUGAAACAAAAUGAAUAGCCUGUUCUUUUUUGUUUCAUUAAAACUGCCUGCGACUUUAACACUUUGAGUGCCUGGGGAAUUUCUUUGUUGCCUUAUCGUUGUGGGAUUGCUGGUCCUGCUACAGAGCACCAGGGGGCUGCUGGGAUUGAGUGCAGCUCCUACAAUCACUUUGACACUGAAAAGAUGACUAGUUACUCUAUUUUAAGUAUUCAGGCUAGUUGAUAAUAAAUGUUCAAGUUUAAAGUUAAGCAAUCUACAGAGAAAUCUUUGCUUUCCAAUAUUUCAAAAUUGCAAGUAAAAUCUCAUGUUGAGAUACAGUGGAAUGAGCUCACAGGUUAGCAAAGUCACGGCAAUCUAUGUGCAUUGUUGUACUUUAUCAAGAUUGCAAUGGGCAUGAACCCCUGGCUCCAAUAUAGUGGAAGAAGCCCCUCCUUUCAUCAGCAGUAUCAUCAAAGUAUUAAAUGUAUUCACUAGGGGAAUUGCUACUAAAUAGUGAUUUUUAAGAUUUGUGUAUUUGGGCAGUGGAGUGUCCUUUUAAGUUGCAGACAAUAGCCAGAGAACAUGCACUGUCCCCUUUCACCAUCUCUCUCUUCUUCACUCUGGAAUCCCUCUAGGAAGUAGGAGGGAUCGUUGCUAGCCUACCAUGAGGAACAAUUUUUGCACUGAAAGAGUUAAUAUAACAUUAGCCUUGCAAACGGAAAUACCUGUCACAAUAACCUUUCCACAAUCAAAGUACUGUUAUCUGCAGUAAAUUUUAGAACAUCUGUAGCAAUCAUUUUCAAAAUUUAUUACAAGGAAACUAUUUUGUUUUGUGUUUUUUUUAUUAUGUAACUUUAAAGGGAAUCAAUCAAAUUAAAUUAAGUUUCUUUCUAUGGAAGCUGACUCGGGGCUCGAUUCUAUUAGCCUUUUAUAAACAAAUCAAUAUUUCUUUAAGGAGGCUGUUGCAAAGUAAAGGCCUUUUCAAUUUGAAAGUAAAUGUGAAUGUCUAGGUGAUGAGCUUUAACAUUCUCUGUGACUUGUUAAAAUAUCAAACCUAACUUUGUAUUUAAUAACCCAGUCAAAUACAUUUAAAGAUUUAAGAAAUAGCCCCGCUAUCAAGCUGUUGGCAUUUACAUAAUUAGAUAUGAUUAGAUAGACAAUAAUGUAAAACGCUGCGGAAUAAGUUGGUGCUACCGUGUUUCUCUGAAAAUAAGACCGGGUCUUAUAUUAAUUUUAGUCACAAAAAACACACUAGGGCUUAUUUUCAGGGUAGGGCUUAGAGCCAGUCUGUCAGCCGGUGUCCGCGCUGUGUAACCCCCCCAGAGACCCUCACCUCCCCCUCCCUGUAAUAUUCUCCCCUCUCUCCCUCCCUCCCUGUAAUACUCUCCCCCCUCCAUCCCUGUAAUAUUACCCCCCCUCCCUCCCUGUAAUAUUCUCCCCUCCCUCCCUGUAAUACUCUCCCCCCUCCCCUGUAAUAUUAUCCCCCCCUCCCUCCUGUAAUAUUCUCCCUCCCUCCCUGUAAUACUCUCUCCCUCCCUGUAAUAUUAUCCCCCCCUGUAAUACUCUCCCCUACCUCCCAGUAAUAUUAUCCCCCCCCUCCCUCCCUGUAAUAUUAUCCCCCCUGUAAUACUCUCCCCUCCCUCCCUGUAAUACUCUCCCCUCCCUCCCUGUAUUAUCCCCCCUCCCUGUAAUAUUAUCCCCCCCUCCCUCCUGUAAUAUUAUCCCCCCUCCUGUAAUAUUCUCCCUCCCUCCCUGUAAUACUCCCUCUCCCUCCCUGUAAUAUUAUCCCUCCCCUGUAAUACUCUCCCCCUCCCUCCCAGUAAUAUUAUCCCCUCCUCUCUGUAAUAUUAUCCCCCCUCCCUCCCUGUAAUACUCCCCCCCCUCCAAUUUUCUCCUCACCUCCCCUGUAACGUGGCCGAGCUCCUCUCCGGUCCGCGACCCGGCCGGACUGACAGGAAGUGCACACCCAGUGUACACUUCCUGUCAGUCCGGGCGGGUCGCGGACCGGAGAGGAGCUCGGCCACGCUACAGGGAAAGGGAGGUGAGGCAGUGCGGCAGCCGUCUGAGCGCUUUCUAUAAAGCGCUCAGGCGGCUGAGGCAUUUAAAGGGCCAGCAGCCGCCGGCCCUGCCUAGGUCUUAGUUUCGGGGUAGGGCUUAUAUUGCAGCCCACCCCGAUAAUCCAGCUAGGGCUUAUUUUCAGGGUAGGUCUUAUUUUCGGGGAAACACGGUAUAUAAAUGCCAAAAACAAUAACUAAAAAAAUAUAUAUAUGUAUAUAUAGAUUAGAUAUAUUGGCUUAAAAGCUCAUUUGGGCAGGGUUCUCUUUGCCUACUGUUCCUGUAGGACAUACACUUUUUUUAGAAUUUGAUGUUUGACUUGUUUACCAAUUGUAUAGUGCUAGGUUUGCGCUAUAUCAUCAAUUGUAAUUGUAAUUACAUAGGGAGAAAGAACUAACAUUGUGCUGAAACUACUUAUAUAUUACACAUUGCAUGUGAGGUGCAUAUACAGGGGACUUUUUUUUUUUUUUUUUACAUAUAAGAUAUCGUUAUUAACAUUAAAACCAAGAAAAAUAAAGGCUAACAUGUGGAAAAGAACAUGUGCUCUGUAAACAUUUGCUUUUAACCCAUUAUGUGAGGAGAUAGACAUCUUUCAUCAAGAUAUAUCAGUGCUUUUAUUCAGAUCGGUCCAUAUUAAUCGAAUCCCCAGCCAACUCCACAAGAACAGUGUGACUAUUCUAAUUUUUUAAAAAAAAUAAAAAAAACAAUUAGAUGUUCAUGCUAUGUACUUGUUGUGGUUCGUGGUUUUGGAUAAAUUAGUUUGUGCAAUUCAAAGGGCUUCACAAUAACUACUGUGUUAAACAUUUAGGAGAACCAAGAUGGCUGCCGAUUAUGUGCUUCAAAGGGCAUCAAAAUGGCCACCAGUCAUCUGUCCUGGUGUACCCUAGUUACAUUAACAAUAGACAUCACCUGGUUAUACUAACAAAAGAGUUAAUAGAAGCCCACAUAUAUUUGCAAGCAUUCAAAACCAACUUUUAUUUUUUUACAGCUAUAAUUUAGAUUUUUAGCUGCAUAAGGUAUGUCGGCAGAUUUAUAUCCUAACAUGUAAUGACUAAUGUCAAUAAUUCAGAUGUGCAGCAAAAUAUAAUGUUUAAUAAAAAGAUGUAAAAUAAAAUAUAACAAAUAUUAAUAAACAUAUUCUAGCUAAAAAAUUGUAAUACUAACUAGACAACUAGCCUUUGCAUUACUAAUAGUAUGUUUCCCAUGAUUGCAGUUAAAACAUGUCAAAGGCUAUCCAAGUAACUUAAUCUAAAUACAAGUAUAAAAGCUAUAACAAAAUGAUACAGCUUUAUACUUAACAUCCCAGGAUCUUAGAUGAAAUGGAGAUAAAGGUUUCUGCUGCUCUACAUAGAUCAAACUCCAUGUCCUGAAUAGAACAUAUGGGCCUAGAGCAGGAAUAGGCAUAGGCAACCUUCGGCACUCCAGAUGUUUAACUCGGAAUUGGUUAAACUGGUUUGUUAAUUAACCUUUUCAGUCUUUAGAACUGAAAUUUAUGCAGGGAAUAUCUGUUAAAUGGUGAACUUAUAACUUUGAGAGUUAUGGACGUAAAAGCACAAAUAUUGUGUUAAAAUGGUAGUCAUAUUUCAUGUCCAUAACAGUACUAUAUGGCAAAAUUUUAAUGGAAGGCCAGGUGUUACAGCUGUAAAGAAUUAAAAUGAUUUUUAGAUCUAAGGUCAGAACAGUUGAAACUGGAAAAAUUCAAAAAGUCAGUUGUGCUUUCAGAUUAUUUACUCUGGCCCCAAACAUGAAACUCACCUCGAUCUUACCCAAAAGUCUCACUUCAGUAAACAACCCUUACAAAGUGUGCAUUAGCAGGGACCAGAUGAUAGCUUAUUAAAAUGGAAAAAGAUGCAAACAGGCAUAUGGAGUCAAUUAAUGUGCGUACUAAAUCUAAACAAAAAUGUGUACACAUGCUGUAAGGAUCACAUUUAUAUGUAACAAGUCACUUAUGGUGUUAUGUAAGAAGACCUUUUCAUUUUAUCUUAGGUAUUAAAUGCUAAUGAGAAACUGUACUGAUUGAUCUUACCUUUACAUGUUUUGAUCUAAAGGCCUUAGCAAUUUGUAGAUAUUAAGCACUGCCUUUUAAAAAAAUAUGGAAUACAAAAAAUAAGACUAAACAAAAAAAAAAUCAUUAUACACAGUAAUGAUAUAUAAUUUACAUUAUCAUAUUACAAUGAUUAAGGUAAGCUAUUUCUUACACUAGGACACCCCAGUAGCAGCAGUCAGCAUACAUGUAAGGCAAUUAUUAGUACUGAAUUAGAUAUAUACCGUAACUUUUUUUAAAUUAUUUGUCUAAAACUACAGUAAAUUACAGAGGCAGGUAAAUAGGGGCCAAUUUGGCUCUGCAGACGGUUACAAUGAUUAUCCAUUGUAUGUGUAUGAGCAAAAGAUUCCAUAAUUGAGUUGAGGAAAACAUCAGCCCUUAAAUCUAGUUUUUAGCACAAAGCAUUAAUAAAUGUUUCCGUUAUUAUUAUUACUUGCAGUUAUAAUUAACAGAAAAGGGAACUAGUACAAGCAACGGUAAUUAGAAAUAGACAAAGUAAAGGGUACAACAGGAUUAAAUGAAAACAGAAUUUUAAGUUUCAUGAUAUUUCCAAAAUAAUUUUGGGAUUCAAUAUGUUAUGGCAAUGCUAGCUAAUUUUAGUAGUGGGGUGUAUUCUUAUCAAACCUUUAAUUCAAAAGAAUACAUUAAUAAUAAAAAGUUCAGUUAUCAUCGACUUUUCAAAGGCAGUCCUCCAGCUCAAAAUAAAUGAUGAAAUGUUUACAUUAGUGUAUACAAAUUAGAUAUCCUCGUGAUUGCACAGUUCUAUCCAUAUUCUUUUAAAGCUAAUAUUUACAUGGUUGCAGUGGCACUUAAACAAGAGACAUAGAGAUAAAGAGAUUAUAGCAUUAAUAGCACCUCAACCACCCCACGGAAGUGGCCACAGUGUCUGUAGCAAGCUAUAGCAGGAACAGAUAGCUGUGAUUGGCUGAGAGUGUCAUCUUGACACUCUCAAUCCAUCACAGCGUCUACAGCUGGUAUGAAUUAUGGCCAGAAGGCAUUAUGUAUGCUCUUUAUCAGCCAUAGCUUCAGUGUGGGCCGGGCUGUAAAUAACCAAAGACCCUCUUUCAAUGUUAAACUUCUUGAAAAUGUUUUAACACUGAAUGGAAGGCAAGACCCAGGGGGCUUCAGGCACUACAAAACAAUCCAAUGAGAAGAAACAGCCACAGUGUCCACAGGGUCACCUCAAAGUAGAGAUCACUUUUGUGUCACAUUAUUACUACAGGGAAGCUGUUCACAACGUUUUUACAUGCGCCAUUAGACUUGUGCCGCAAAAGUUCCAAACAGCUGAUACUUUAACAAAACUAUUGCUAUGCUUCUUCAAAAUGCUACGCAGGCUACCUCUCUAUAGUGGUCUCAGUGCAAAUCAACUGGGGGCAAUGUCACAUAACAAGCAGCAGAUUUCAGUUCCAGGGUCAGUUUCCAGCAUUGCAUCAUCUGCACCAAGCACCUUUUGCUCUUGACAGAACAACUAAUUUGCAGUGUACGCAAUAUGGUGGAUGAUACCACCUAUACUUGUGAUGUCCAGAUCAUGUCCAGAUUAUUGCUAAAACCAAGAUAGCUUCCACCAGAAGCUGACAAUUUUCAGGUUGGGAAACACGGUUAAGGACAGAUUCCACAUGAGCAGAAAUGUUCAAUUCUACAGGUCAUCUCACGUGUGCUGGAACAAAGAAAGAGCAAAACCUUCAAUGGACAAUCUGUGACACUUUUGUAAGAUUAUCCAUACUUUCUGAUAGAAUCUAACAAGUACUCUGUUUAGUGCCCCAUCCAAUCUCUUUCUAUUGAACCACUGCUCCUGGCGACUAGCCAUUGUCACUAUCGGGUAUAAUUGUAGUGGAGAGAUCAUCGAAAGCAAAGAAUAACCAAGUUUCAAUUGCAUUAUGGAGAAAUGAUCCACAUCCAGUUUUAUCCUACUUUUCAGUCAUGUGAUGUCAGCUCUCUCACUCUUUUUGGCUCCCACACCUCCCAAUUCAUGGAUGUUGAUAGCAGGAUUGGGCAUGGAAUCCACCAGUUGAACACUUCUCUGUAUCUCAGAUUUCUUCCUGCUCAGCGUGUGGUGAAGGAGACUCUUUAUGUCAGAUGAGCUUAAAUUCAUAAGACUUUCCGUGACAUCUUCAGCAGAGCAGUGCAGUGAAUGGGAGAGCUUUGUUGCCAUGACCUGGAUGAUAAGUCCAAUGGGCCAGUGGAACAUAAAACUGUGAAGGCUGUGUCUUCAUGUGCAUGGCCAGGUACACCAUUAUUUCCUAAAUAAGAAUGGAUGUGCCCAUGUUCUUCUCACUGGUUUUUAUCAGUUAAAUAUAUGAGUUUCUUAUAUGGGAGGGAAGCAGUUACGGCCCCCUUCCGAGGCUCUGUUGGAAAUCCUAUUGUUAGUUGCAUCUCCACCUUCUUUUUCAGUAUCCCAAAAUUCAAGCGGUAUAAUAUUAUAUAUAUUAUUAUAGAGCAGUAUAAUCCAACUGUCCUCAUGAAUCAGAUUAAAGUGAGGUGAAGAGAGGGACCGAGACAAUGUCUCAGCCAAUGUUUCAAAUAAUUUCCUGACACAUUGUAACAGUGAUCGCAGUGACUGGCUGUCACUGAGAUCACAAGCUGCAGAUUGCCACUGAUUGGCCAAAGGGUAACUGAUUGGCCAAAGGUCCCCCAACUGUGAUCUGCAACUCGGGAGGGAGUGGGUAUACGUGUGAGGACGCAAACGGCGUGCUAUGCUUCCCUAACAGCGCUUCAGUCCAUAUGCUGCCGGAUGGCGUGAUAGAGUUAAAGGUUUUAUAUGUCUAAAUUCAUGCUGAUUGGUUGUUUAAUUUUGACUAUGUUUACUGUUUCCUUGCUCCUGGAGGCAUCAGUAAAGAAGGUAUAAGCAAAUAUGAACCCUCCUUUUUUAUUUAUCUAAAACUACAGUAAAUUACAGGAGCAAGUGUAUAGGUGUACAUUUAUUUUAAUGUCGCAUAUCACUCAUAAUACUGAAGUCUAUUUUACGGGAAAUUAAAGCCAUCAAGGACUUCUAAAGAUGUUAUAAUUAACUGAACCUGAACAUGACAAUAUAUUCCCCUAAAUAAAAACUUCACUGUUACAAAUACACACACAACCAUACAUACAAACUCACAUGUAUUUAUACUAUUCUGCCUAGCAGAUUUUUUUAUAAUAUAUUAGAUUUCUGAAUUAAUUAAGUGACAUAUUGUGUCACAUCCCUUGUGUCAGUCUCUUAAUUAAUACAUAUUUAAUAGGAAAACAGCACUGGAUAAUCUAUUUAUUUGGCCACAGAGGAAAAUUAAUAGUUGUAAUGUUAUUGUUUAGGUGAGCUAUUAAACUCAGACACAAGAUUAAAUUUUAGUCAUGUCAUUUUCACUAUUGGUUAUUUGUGAUGUGUUUUUAUUUUAUUAAUAUGUACUGUAAAUAUCUUGCAGACUCUGCGAAUCAAUGUAUGUUAUUGGAAAGAAAAAAAUCCUGGGAGAUCUGAUAUCCUGGCAAGCUCCCCGUGUUUCUUGGCUGCUGUGAGUGGUGAAGAGCAUGAAAUAUAUGGACUACCAUCCCAAGAGUAUCCAGGGCUCAUUAAGGUGAGUGCAAGCAACUGUUUCAGAAAUAUUGAUCUUUUAACCUAUUCACUGCCUAGGCCUGUUCACUUAAAAAUGAAAACCCCUUAACAUUUAAUUGAAGUAUGAGAUGGACAAUAGAAUGGAAAAAUGAAACAAAUCAAUUUUGCCUAUAGAUUGCUGCCCAGGGACACCUAAAAAGAUAAAAGAUAAAAUAUUUUUUUUUUUUAAUGCAGUUCUUUAUUUUUUAGAAAACAUUAUAUAGAAACUAUCUAAUAUGUCUAAUUGUGCAAUAUUUUAGACAUGGUCUGACAUACAAUAUUAGCAUAGAUCUAAAAAAAACAUUUAUGUCAUAUAAAGUAGGUUAGAUAAAAAUAAAUUAAAAUUGUUCCCCGUAUAUGUGAAUUUAUAUUGAACAUGAUGGUAUUUGGGGAAUGCAGCAGUCUUUUUAUUGUAUCAGUACGUUAUGUCAUAUUUCAUAAUGGAUUCAUUUAUUAAACAGCACAAGAGAAUGUGAUAGUGCUCCGUAAAUUAUUAUUAUUAUACUAAGGCAGGUGCUGUAUAGAAAUAUCCUGAGCUAUAGGCUAUUAUGCUCUGUAGUUUCUCACUCUAUUGAAGUAGUGGGUUAAUGUUUUUUUCCCUGAUUAAAGUAGAACAGUGAUGGGCAAGCGUUGGUACUCCACUUGUUAUGGACUACAUUCCCAAUGACACUCAAAGGCAAUGCAGUCCACGACAGCUGUUAUGUAAAACACGGGACAUGUGCUGGCAAGAUAAGGUUAUGAUCUCAGUUUAGUUUUUCAUAGUCAGGUUUGCCAUGCCCUUUACUGUAUACCCAUACUCUACUACUCUACACCAAGAUAUUGUCGACUACAACUCCGCUGAAGCCUUGCCAGCAUUAUGGCUGUAAGAACAUUAUGGGAGAUGUAGUCCACUACAUCUGGAGUGCUGAAGGUUUCCUACCCCUGCCCUACAACAACAAAUGGGCUAUAUUUUGGAGCUGAAAGCUAACUGAGAGUUUUACAUGUCAUAUUUGUUUUUUGCAUUCUGUUUUCAAUUAGAAGUAAACAGGUCGGAAUAAUUUUCAUUGUUGAGCAGUGUGGUGAAAGCACAACUGUAUUGUGAAAAGAAGAAAAUAUUAAGCAGCCAAUCAGAUUAAAUCACUAUCAUUGACCAGAAAAUUUAGGGAUGAGAAUGAACCAUAGGCAGGCCCGGAUUAACAUAGGCGCUGAUGGAGCUGCAGCUCCAGGUUCAGGCCAAUGGAAUAGGACUGUAACGGACCGUUUUGCUCAAAAGAGGUUAAAAACCGUUUAGGCGAUAUUCCCCUUUUUCAGCUGCACCGACAGCUACUGCAAGCACCAAUCUCCUGAACUGCAAACCCACGAAUUCACCAACUCCCAAACUGCAACCAAGGGAAUACUCGAAACUCCCGAACUGGAGACACACGAAUAGCUGCUAGCAGACGAACAUGAAAAGCCCCCAAGCGGCUUACACUGCUGGCAAUCAGUCUCUAACAGCAUACAGUAAAUCCUCCCCCAAUAAUGAGACCACACUUCACUUUGCGGGUUAAGCAGGAACUGAUUUACUGGGGCUAACUGCCUGGCUUUUAUGCAGGUCUCCCACCUGGUGGACACUCCCGUAGGGGACCAAAUGGGAGACUGGGACACAAAGGGUAAAAGGACCAAUCACAGACUUACACAUUUCAACCAUCCCACAAUGCAUCACAAUCCCUCCUCUCUGCUCUGGAGAUAAUUGAGAAGUAAUUCAAUUAUCUCCAAAGACAGAGGCAAAACUCCAUUAACCACAUGGCAGAAAACAAACAGUAAAAGACAUAAAAUUACCUACAGUUACAUUCAGUACAUAAAACAUAUACGUUCUACAUAUCCCCAGAUAGCUCAGGUCUGAGCGCACAUUAUUAAGCGAAUGGCGCUCAGACCACACGAAUACAGUUUAAACGCCAUGGAGCCAAUGUCUUUACACAGUCAGUUUCAUGCGAAUGGGCUCCAUGGGAUUCCUAUCUGGGGUACAACACACUCAAGCAAAUCUACCGAACACCCAGCAGAAAAGCACAAAUAAGUCUUUUCUGCAGGGAAAAAGAUGUCUUUUAACAUGGGGCCAUAGUCCAAAGGCAGCAGGCGAGCAACCAGGCUUCUCCGGUGUACAGUGGUGAGGUUGGUUUCGCCACAAGGACCAUUGAUUUUUUAAUUAAUUUUUUUACUUUUUUUUUUUUACAAGAGAUAACUCUGCAAUAUUAUCACUAGUUAGUAGGGUUCGCUGUGUGUGUGUGUGAAUAGCGGCAGGGAUAGGAAGUUACAGUAUAUACCUGCAUCUCCCUACUUACUGAUCCGUGGGAGAGCAGCUACACAGCACAUAGAGUCCAGACAGCAGCUCCCAGCCUGCAGAGACAGCCUACAGCUCCAGGAAGUUAGGGAUGGGGUAAAGGCUGCAGGGAGACAUGGGGACACUGAGACACUAGGGGACACUGUGAGACAUGGGGACACAGGGAGAGGCACUUGUGGACACUUGAAGACACACAUCCCCAUGUCUCACAGUGUCCCCUAGUGACUUCGGGAAACCUGGGAGACAUGGAGACACAGACACUAAGGAACACUGGGUGACAUGGGGACACUGGGAGACAAGGAGACACUGGGAGCAAUCCAUCUCUUAUGUCACUCCUUGUGAUUUACACCAUGUGAUGUCAAUCAUACAUAAUUAGUUGUGCUAAUUAGGAAGGCCUGUAUUUUUUUCCAAGGUGGCAAUCCUGACUACUCUUCACAUACUCUUGCUUACGUAUGGAAACUUAAGAGGAAUAUAUAGAAACACAACUUAUGUGGAAACAAGACUUAUGUGAAAUGAAAUUAGUUAAGGUAAUGCUGACUUUGGUCUCUCUAACACUGUGGCGUGUUCCCUUUCUUCUACACUCACAACAUCCACCUUUUCUCUGUCUCAGACUGUAUACCAGAAGCUUCUGCCUGCUAGUAAGAAGGUAAGGAGACAAGUGGACAUGUGAGUGCUAGGGGACAGUCCUUAGAACGCAUGGAGCGAGCGCAUCAUUAAACGCAUUUAUGCCAAGCUCAGGAUGCUGUUGGCCAGCAUGCAUGAUUGGCAGGCAACCUGACAUGCAUUCAUGCCAGGCUAGCCUUCCAAUUCUUUGGGCAGACAUGCCUCCUUUUUGGGCAUGUUUGUCCUUUUCGGUAGUUCUGAUAACAUAAUCCGCGUCAGUGGCACACCCUUUUACACCGCUCAUUGACUUCCUGCUUCCCUGGACACUGCUGUUAGGGGGUAUAGAUUUACUUGAAAGAUGAAAGCAUGAAUUAGAGAGAGAUUAGUAUAUUUUAAGAGAAUCUGAGGUCUCAUAGCUGCAUCCUAUGAGUUUCCCUCUGGCAACAUCUCCACCAGAUACAUAACACUUGAGAGGUAGUCUACUAUAAAAUGCUCACUUUAUGGUGAAGGCUGUAAAGUAAGGCAUAUUCAAUAACAUUUACAUAUAUUUACAUAUAUAUUCAUAUUCCGCUAAUGGAACUCUUUUAUACAAAAUCACCUUAUGAUUUAGCAUAACUGUGCUAUUAAUAUGUUUGCAGCUUUAGUGGUUUUAAAGAGUUCUCUCUGUCCCUCUGUUUUAAUCCUUGCUUUUAUCACUCAAAAAACAACUCUAUUUUAUUAGACCAGAUUCAGUAAACGGAAAUAGUCUUAGUUAUUUUAACUAAUUAAAACUGUGAAUAAAGCAAUUUGUGAUGUAUUUGGACUUUGAGGGGUUUAGGUCCACCAAAUAAUCGAAAAAUGUAUAAAGAUUGGACACAGGGCUUUCCUGUAGAGUUAUUGGUAGUAGUAUCGUCUCUGAUGAAGCCUGUGUAUUGGACCAAUAAAUAUGUUUUUAUAACUGAUCUGGGGUUGACGAUGUUUUGUUGAUAUAAGGAUCAGGGAACCACAAAACAUUUUUUUAUGUCUUUAUUUUUUAUUUUUAUUUUCAUUAUUUAACCUCUGCUCUCUAGUGAGUAUACAGAACAUGAUAAUUAUAGCUGUAGAUAGUGUUUGCUGGACUGUGAAACAGGAAGGGUGAAUUUCCCUACUUUACUGAAACAAAUUAUCCAACAAUGCAGAAAAUCAAACGAAACAAAACAAACAAUAUAUAUGAGUAUUAAUAUAAUAUAUUAUUAUGAUCCAAUGCACAGUUUGUGAAGUUACAAUUAUUCUAAUACAGAUUAAAAAUUUAGCAAUUUAUUUUUCAUAACCUACUUCCAUCAAGUUGAAUAAUUGAAUUUGCUUUUAUAAUACAUGAAGUAAUAUACAUUUCUGUUAGUUGCUUCCUUUGUUUCUCUCUACAAAAUAAUAAAUUAAAACUAAAGGGUUUGCUCACUAAACACUGAAUUGGAGUGAAUUGAAAAUUGAACUGCACAAUGCAGAUUAACCCCUUAAGGACACAUGACGGAAAUAUUCCAUCAUGAUUCCCUUUUAUUCCAGAAGUUGUGUCCUUAGGGGGUUAAAAUAUCUGUAGUAGAGCUUCCUGUACCCCGGCUGGGUCCCUCCGCCACCGCCCUUUUCACUCCCAGUAACUGGACGGCACACAGUUCUGAGAGUACAACUGAUUUUAAUGAGCCAAACUAGUCCUUUUAUGCACAGACCCCUCCCAGGAAUCUCUGUGCCUGGAAGAUAAUUGAAUUAAAGACUGGUAAGUUAUCUAUUUCCCAGAUACAGAGAGCCAAACAUAAAAACAUAAAAGUACACCAAAACAUAAUAAAAACAUACAGUAACCCCAAAUGUCUUAUAUCCCCAAACAGUCCAAAUAGUGCUCAGAUCCAUGCAGUGUAGGGGAAUCGCCAUAAGGGUAAAGUUCUGACCGGCCGCACACUUUGUCCUAUGCCCAAAAUAGUUCCAGAGCAAUGUGUGCUUUGGCCGGUAAACUUUAGGGAGCUCCUGCCACUGGAAUACGUGGUGCUCCGCCUGGUUCUCAGGGAGCAUUUGUUCCUCUUAGUCUCAGGCAUCUUCCCUCCAAAAAGAGCUCUCCUGGCAGGUUGGCAAGUGGGUUAAAAUACCGAAACCAGAUGACUGGGAACCUCAAAGUCCUGAUGCUGAGAUUAGUUCCAUAGCUGUCGCUGCUAAGUACCGCUGAGGACCAUUCUUGGGUUUGUUCGUACGAACAGAUGAUAGGGAGUGAGUGUUCGGUUCAAUUCAUUAGAGGGAAAGUGCAGAAUCAGAGGCACUGAGGGAAAGACGCUGGAGGCGGCCAGGCAGGUUAAAGGACCACUAUAGGCACCCAGACCACUUUAGCUUAAUGAAGUGGUCUGGGUGCCAGGUCCCUCUAGGGUUAACCCUUUUUUGUAUAAACAUAGCAGUUUCAGAGAAACUGCUAUGUUUAUAUUAGGGUUAAUCCAGCCUCUAGUGGCUGUCUCAUUGACAGCCGCUAGAGGCGCUUGCGUGCUUCUCACUGUGAAAAUCACAGUGAGAAGACGCCAGCAUCCAUAGGAAAGCAUUAUGAAUGCUUUCCUAUGAGACUGGCUGAAUGCGCGCGCGGCUCUUGCUACUCAUGCGCAUUCAGCCGAGUAGGAGGAGAGGAGGCGGAGAGGAGGAGGAGAGCUCCCCGCCCGGCGCUGGAGAAAGAGGUAAGUUUAACCCCUUCCAUCCCCUAGAGUCCGGCGGGAGGGGGACCCUGUGGGUGGGGGCACCCUCAGGGCACUAUAGUGCCAGGAAAAGGAGUAUGUUUUCCUGGCACUCCUUUAACUCCUGAACAGGGUCUCAGGACAUGGAUCAUAGUCGGUGGGCAGGAGUCCCGCUUCCGCACUCCUCCAGGAGUUCAUGGUAAACGUUUGUGUUAAAGAGCGUUUGUCACAAUAUCUAACAGGGAAAAAAUCUUGAAACUAGGGUUUAGUCACAACUUGGGCUAUUUUACCAUACAGUUUGUCAUUUGUGGAGGGGACACACAUAAUACUGCCAUGGCACACUAACAGUAAAGGAAUAUAUUAGUAAGUAUGAAAUAAUUUUCCUGUUUUCAUGCAAUAUCCAUGGCAGCACUUACUCAUGGGUUAUACCCAAGCAAAUUUCAGGGUGGUAAAAUAACUUUCAACUUGAGCCUUUGUCCAAGCCAUAUUGAAAAAAUUGGAGAAUGACUGAGGCAGAGACACUGGAAGUAUCAAUCUGAUUCCUAAUAUCCCAGUCAAAAAAAUAUGUCCCAUAUGCAAUGAUGUAGACUUUUUCCUCGCUCGCAUACGAGUAGAAAUCAGGAGAACCCUUGUUUCUAAAUCUUGUUUUUUUUAAAUCUCCACACCUUCUGAGGAUUGUGAUGGACAAAAGGACCCUGAUAUAGGAGAACCCAAAAUUCCUUGGAGAGAUAGCAGAGCUGCUAUUGUCAGUUGCAAGGACUCCUCUGCCAAUAAGGUAUUACUGCCAGAACUUUGGUCCCCUCCUGUGAUAUCUUUUGUAGGACUCGAAAGUCAGAGGAAGUGGAAGAUAUAUAUAACAUUUUCUUAAAUUCCAAGGAUGUGACAUAGCAUCCGCUCCCUCCGACAGAGGGUAAAAAGUCAGAGAGAAGAAUCUUUCCACCUGGCGAUUCGCAAUAGUAGCUAUAAGGUCCUCUUGGGUUCCCCAUCUGCCGACAAUAUUCAGGAAUGCUUGUUGAUAAAUACUCUAUUACCCUGGGUAUAAAUAAUUAAUUCCCUCUAGUAAGUAAAUCCGUCGUAGUGUUCUUUGACCCUGAGAGAUAAAUUGCUGAGAUACCUUCUAGGUGGCACUUGGCCCAGAUCAUCAGAGGAUGAAUGGUCGUAUAAGAUGAGAGCACCUUGUUCUUUUUCUCCCAUGGUGGUUUAUGUAAUACACCACUGUAGUGUUAGCAAGUACAAAAGGUAGGAUAAGUGCUAAGAGAGCAAUUAAUAUAAACAGUACAUUAAGCUGCAAAUACUGAAAGUAAGGAAUACCCCCAACACCUGAAAAGAAUCAAAACAACACAAAACACAAAAACCAGGUUGAGCUGAAUAUUGUAUGUAUUAAGUCCAAUUCUUUGGAAGAUCCUGGCUUGGAUUCGUCCAGGUUUUAGUUGGUGAUAAGUAUAUGUAAUAAAACAGAAACUAACCAGUUAUAGUGCAAGUAGCCAAAUACCUAGAGUAGGACACACAACAAGGAUAUGUGGGAUCACACUCACAUUUGCUAGGGCUAUAGACCAGCUCUGAGUAAAACAGCGUACAGUGGUAUAAUCCCCACUGAUGGAUAUGUAGCUCCUUAGGGGUAAGUCUCACAGCAUCCAGAUGAAUAUAACAUAGUAAAACAUAAAAAAGAAAACAAUAGUGCUUACUGUGUAAAACCAAAAACAGGGUAAAAAUAUAAAUGGUAAUUUACUCACAUUUAGUAGAGCAGUAACACCACUCAAGAGGUAGAUUCUCCACACAUUAUGUGUGUGUUUUAAUAUUGUUUUUAAGCAUUAAAGUUUAUUUGGCUUACACCUCUUUUAUAGUGCAUGUAUUAUACUUUUUAUGCUUUACAUUACUUUUAUUGUUUUACAUUGUUUCUGGCACAUGUAAAAACUCCUGAAGUAUCUACUCCACUCCACAUCCAAUCCCUGGCAAGGAUUGCCCUCGGGGGAAUCUACACAACAUUAUAUCUUUGGUGGGGUCAUACCACCCAAGCACUAUCUCUCGAGUGGUUUUACUGCUCUACUAAAUGUGCCCAAUGUUUUAGUCCUAUUGUAGAUGACAUCGACCCCAACAAACACAUAAAUUGCUUGUCUGUUAUCCACUUCCUCUGUGAGAAACUCCUUCUUGUUGAUUGUAGACAAACUACACUGCAAUGAAAGUAAAUGCAAAAUACUACCUGCAGUUAAGAUGUUCCAAGGAACAACAUAAUCUAGUGAAAGGGCACAAGAGAAAAUAUCAUUAAAGAAUUCAGUCAGACUUUUAAACCCAGUGUCCCUGGAUAAAAAAAAAUCUAAAAAAAUAAUCAAUGAAAAGAUUAUUAUAUUAAAAUAGUUUUGUUGUAUUAUAUCUAGUAUUAUUAUUGGUGUAAAAAUCACUGCCUUACAACCGGAAACCCAGGUUUGAAUCCCAUUCAAAACACCUCAUCAGUAAGUAUCCUUAGGCAUGACAAUUAAGGCUAUAGAUAUGCCUAUCUCAAUCGUCAUAGAUUGUAAGCUCAUUUGAGCAAUGUCUUCUACCCCUUUCUAUAACUGUAAAGUGCAGCAUAAUAUGUUGUUGCUAUAUAAAUAAUAAAUUGUCUUCGAUUUUCAUACUUUUUAAUUUAAUGUGUCCUUUUCAUUAAACAGAUUUGCCUCCACGGUGGAAAUGAGGCAGAAGUAGAAGAACGAGAUCUAGUGGUAGAAGAUCCAAAAGUUAAGGAUAUCUCAAUUCUCUGCAGAUUCAUUAGCAACUAUCUCCCAGACUUACACCCUGCGCCUGCUGUCGUUGAGCAAUGCAUGUAUACGGUGAGCAUAUUUGGAACAUGUUGGCGCUAUGUAAAUAAUAGUACGUGUCCUGUGAUGUUGGGGUAAACAAGAGUAAAUAUCAAUCUAAGAAAGAAUAAGUAGAUUUUUCUAGCAAUUUCCAUAGAGAAAAUCAAUGAGAGCUAAUAUUUGCUUUAUAUAUAAAUGAAAAAAAAAACUGUUGGAGAUUGUUUUGUUACAACAGCAGCAAAGCCCUUUAGCCAAUCAAUGCCAUUUGGGUCACCUGACUCUAGACUAAGGUUAAUAUGGAACAGUGGUUCAUCACUUUUAUUGGCAUGGAGGCAAAUGAUAAACAUGGCAUACACUUGCAAUCCAUUUUUCAAUAGGUAUUGAUGAAUGAAUAAUAUAUAGCAAAAUAACUUCAGCAAAACACCUCCAUUGGACUGCCCCAUUGUCAUAGAUGUCUCCAUUGAAUCAAGGAUGGCAGUACUGCUACAGUAAAUGGUUUAUUGUGGCAGUUUCAUGGAAACUGACAUAUAUAUCAUACAUGUUCCAUCCAAUGGAGGCCUAGUGACAAAUGAAAGAACCACGCAUGGACAUGGACCAAAAUCACAUCUCAUAAAUCAUAGGAAACUCAAUAGUAACACAAAACAAAUCAUCAUUUAUAUUUACAAAUAUGAACAGGCUGCACAUAUACACACCUCCUACCAUUAAGAUGUGGCAAUGCACAGUAGUUGUUCUGGUGAAUAUAGUUAGUCCCUUUAAGCUUUUUGCAGUAAACACUGUCUCUCCAGUGGCCACUCGUCAAAUGUCUACUAGAGAUGCUUCCUGGGGCAGUGCUGCGCAGUGCAGCACUGACAUUCAGUGUCUCCAUGAUGAGAUGCUGAUUGGCCAGGUCGGCAUUUGGCUCUGCCCCCAGCCCGCCCCAUUGGCAAUGUCAGCCAAUCCAAAGCUUUCCUGAGUUCAUCACUUCUAAUGUCAGCGAAGGCGGGAGAUCAAGGAAAGAGCCAGCACCAAAAGACUGGAAUAAAGGUAAGAUUUUACUAUAUUUAGGGAAGUGGGGAGGUCAGGGGGUGGUAUAUAGGGGUUUUAAUACUAUAGAGACAGGAAUACAUGUUUGUGUUCCUAACUCUACAGGGAGUGCAGAAUUAUUAGGCAAAUUAGUAUUUUGACCACAUAAUCCUCUUUAUGCAUGUUGUCUUACUCCAAGCUGAAUAGGCUCGAAAGCCUACUACCAAUUAAGCAUAUUAGGUGAUGUGCAUCUCUGUAAUGAGAAGGGGUGUGGUCUAAUGACAUCAACACCCUAUAUCAGGUGUGCAUAAUUAUUAGGCAACUUCCUUUCCUUUGGCAAAAUGGGUCAAAAGAAGGACUUGACAGGCUCAGAAAAGUCAAAAAUAGUGAGAUAUCUUGCAGAGGGAUGCAGCACUCUUAAAAUUGCAAAGCUUCUGAAGUGUGAUCAUCGAACAAUCAAGCGUUUCAUUCAAAAUAGUCAACAGGGUCGCAAGAAGCGUGUGGAAAAACCAAGGCGCAAAAUAACUGCCCAUGAACUGAGAAAAGUCAAGCGUGCAGCUGCCACGAUGCCACUUGCCACCAGUUUGGCCAUAUUUCAGAGCUGCAACAUCACUGGAGUGCCCAAAAGCACAAGGUGUGCAAUACUCAGAGACAUGGCCAAGGUAAGAAAGGCUGAAAGACGACCACCACUGAACAAGACACACAAGCUGAAACGUCAAGACUGGGCCAAGAAAUAUCUCAAGACUGAUUUUUCUAAGGUUUUAUGGACUGAUGAAAUGAGAGUGAGUCUUGAUGGGCCAGAUGGAUGGGCCCGUGGCUGGAUUGGUAAAGGGCAGAGAGCUCCAGUCCGACUCAGACGCCAGCAAGGUGGAGGUGGAGUACUGGUUUGGGCUGGUAUCAUCAAAGAUGAGCUUGUGGGGCCUUUUCGGGUUGAGGAUGGAGUCAAGCUCAACUCCCAGUCCUACUGCCAGUUCCUGGAAGACACCUUCUUCAAGCAGUGGUACAGGAAGAAGUCUGCAUCCUUCAAGAAAAACAUGAUUUUCAUGCAGGACAAUGCUCCAUCACACGCGUCCAAGUACUCCACAGCGUGGCUGGCAAGAAAGGGUAUAAAAGAAGAAAAUCUAAUGACAUGGCCUCCUUGUUCACCUGAUCUGAACCCCAUUGAGAACCUGUGGUCCAUCAUCAAAUGUGAGAUUUACAAGGAGGGAAAACAGUACACCUCUCUGAACAGUGUCUGGGAGGCUGUGGUUGCUGCUGCACGCAAUGUUGAUGGUGAACAGAUCAAAACACUGACAGAAUCCAUGGAUGGCAGGCUUUUGAGUGUCCUUGCAAAGAAAGGUGGCUAUAUUGGUCACUGAUUUGUUUUUGUUUUGUUUUUGAAUGUCAGAAAUGUAUAUUUGUGAAUGUUGAGAUGUUAUAUUGGUUUCACUGGUAAUAAUAAAUAAUUGAAAUGGGUAUAUAUUUGUUUUUUGUUAAGUUGCCUAAUAAUUAUGCACAGUAAUAGUCACCUGCACACACAGAUAUCCCCCUAACAUAGCUAAAACUAAAAACAAACUAAAAACUACUUCCAAAAAUAUUCAGCUUUGAUAUUAAUGAGUUUUUUGGGUUCAUUGAGAACAUGGUUGUUGUUCAAUAAUAAAAUUAAUCCUCAAAAAUACAACUUGCCUAAUAAUUCUGCACUCCCUGUAUAGUGUUACUUUAAGGAGAGGUAGUGAACUAGUAGUACUACAAUAUUUUGUUAUUUAUGUACAGAUAUAGGUAUCUGUGUUGGAAAUAAAUAAAAUCAAGUUGGAAACUGUUUAUGACAUAGAGUAUUCCUUUAACUCUGAUCAAAAACCCAAGGAGAGUUAAGCCUCUGUUUGGUAUCAGUUUUCCAAUUAAGGCGUCAGUGAGUUAUAUGUCAAUAUCUAUUCAGAGUAUUAAAGAGCUGUACAUCCAGCUAGCAUUUAGUUGAUGGCCUGAUCUUUUCAUCUUAUCAUCUUUUUAUAUUCCAGAAUUAAUAUGAACCAGCAAAAAAUUAACAAGGCAAAACAUUGUUAUUAUUAUUUUUUUCUUAGUUUGAGGCAGUUCCAAGGAUGAUAUUUCUUGGAUUGGCACCUUUACAUGUUAUGUUGUUUAACUCCAGAAAAUAAACAUAGCCUGAGUAUGUACAGCAAGGAAAAUACCUAGCUGUGCCAGAGCAGUGAGUGGUAUAGCAAGAUGAAAAUGUGGAGUCUUGUAUUUAGUUAGGAGCGAAAGAGGGUGCAUUGGGUUAAUUAGCAGCGCAGCUGCAGUUUUUGUAGUAAGGUAAAAAUUCAAGACUUUGUGUUGAGUUGUGUUAAGCUAUAUAGAUUAUUGUAAUCGGUAAGGUCCAAUCAUUUAAUGGUUAUGGAAUACUGUAUAUUAUAAAUGCUACACUAGAAGUAACUAUCAGCAAUGCCAAAAGUAUAAAUAGCUGCUAUGGGAAAUGGCACAUAGAGUCCAGCUCAUAAACAGGUGUAAAACAAUUCAAGACAUGACUAUUGCGGUUACAUGGAAUUCUUACCAAAUUGAAAUAUACUAGGAAUUCAAAUAUGAGCAUGAGAAAUGAACUAUUAGCAGCUACCAGUUAGAGGUGCCAUCAGACACUUUGGAGCAUCUUGGGAAAACCUAGACAUACCCAUCCAAACAUAUGUACACACAGCUAUAAAGAUAGAUAAUCAGAGAGGGCUGAGUCUAGCAAGAGACGAGGAAGGUCGCAUGGCGGCAGAGCUCCCGACUCCAAACGAGCUAAAUCGCCGCAACCAGAACCCGACCACGACCCAAACACUCCCCGGAGUGCCCCACGGCUUACCCAAUCCACAUGGGCAGAAAAACAAAGAAGCAAAAGCCUGACAAGCCCCGUCUGGGUAUGAAUAUCGGGGACAUGUGGAAGCAGGCCCAUGAGACAGCCGGCGCAACAAUGGCGUCCCUACACGGAGGCUGCUCCGAUUUCUCGGAUGGCGCGUCUGAUGAAGAAGAAGGGAGCUGCAUGCCGAUUAAAGCUCCACUACCGCCAGACAGGCCUCGAGUACCUGCAUUAGCUCCCACACCGGUGACCAUGGAGGCCAUCAGGGAACUCAUGGCCGCUCAUCACAGCAAAAUCUCUGCAGAAGUGGCCACGAUAAGGGAGGAUCUGAAAGGCCUCUCAGCGCGGCUCGGGACCGUGGAAUGCACCUCUAGCGGCCACACCAGCCAGAUAGAGGAGCUGAAAGCAACAGUACACGACCUCAAACAACUGGCAGCACUACAUGACCAGCAACUGGCCACACAAGAGGAUAAGCGACGGCAAAGCAAUCUAAAACUACGAGGGGUCGCAGAUUCUGUACCCGAGGCCGAGCUCCCACAUUAUGCUAGGCGGCUACUGACUGCGCUCUUAACCCCGAAAGUGGCCAAAUCCAUAAUAUUGGACGACAUCUUCCGUAUACCACGGCCAACUACAGCACCACCAGCUGCCACAGGGGACAUAAUCCUCCGAUUUCAAAGCGCAAGGGACAAGAGGGCUGUUCUAGAAGCCACCAAGGGCCUAACAACCUAUUCUUUUGAGGACAUGACUCUGUCGUUUUAUGCAGAUCUCUCAAGUGGAACGCUGAACUGGAGAAGAUCCCUCAGACAGCUUACAUCCUUCUUGAGGCAGAAAUGACUCAGGUACCGCUGGGGUCCAGGGCGCGCACUACACAUAGAAGGCGCAAGUGGCCCUCUAGUGGUGCAGAACAUACAAGAGGCCACAAGGACACUGGAAGACAUGCAGCUGCCCCUGACGGCACCGGACACUGCUAAUCCACCGGCUGGAACUACAAGCAGCCCAGGGAGGGGCGCAGUUGACGCGCCAAUCUUUGUGCCACGACGGCCCCCCAACAGGACCACGUGCGGCUCCCACAACCUGAAACAGAACAAACACUACCGGGACGCUUUCUCUCUCUUUUCUUUUACCGGGCAACAACCUGGCCCACUGCCCAACAGAUGAGAACACCCAUCCACAGCGAGAGUAAUCGAGACUGUCUGCUCGCAUUUUUAUUUUUAUUAGGUUUUUUUUUGUGUUUAUUGAUGCUGACUCAUACCAAAUGUUUACCACACCUGUAUAGACACCCAUAUUUACAACACGUAUCUAAACAACCAGAUCAGGCAGAGUCCGUUUAAAAUAUAUGCUUAAAUGCCUGACCCACCACCUUAAGCACGGCAUAACCUUCCAGACAACAUUACAUAACAUGUCACUACCAUGUUUUCCCUUAAAAAACUUCCGAACGUUGUCAUACAGUGGCAUCCACAAUAAUGCCCCAGCCUGCACCUAAUAAAACCCCAGCCUGCACUUACUAACGCCCCAGCCUGCAUUUAUAAGGCUCUUAGCCUAACCACGCACGAACGGUGCCCUUUUGACAUGGCUGGCAGGAGCUUUGAGAGAGGCCCCACUCAUUUAGAUAUAUUAAUUUCCAAACAGUAUAACAUAAGCACAAUCCUUUUUACAUCGCCCAUACGCUCACAACCUAUAAUGUUACAAUAUAAACAUGAGCUACACCUUUCACAUGCUGACUAAUUGUUAAUAAAUGUUGGGUAUCAUGCUGGUCAACACUGUUGGGACAUGACGAGCCCACCUGAUCUUUAUUUCCAUGCACACCAUAAUAUGACAUUGCGCAUAGCUAUUACAUGUUCCUUCCUAUUAAGCAACACCUGUCCUGGCGUCACUUUGAUAUGCCUGUUUUGUUCUCUUUCGGUAAAUUUAUUUUGUUAAAUCUUUUUGGUUAAAUCGUGAAUUUCUCACUCAAACAAAAACAAAGUGCAACGCAUAACAAAUAUUUCACCAGAAUUGUCUUUAUUUGCCUACUACUGUAUUCUUAUGUGACCACCUUGACAAAUGUACCUACUUUUGCACUUACAAAAAUAAAGAAUUAAAAAAAAAAAAAAAGAUAGAUAGAUAGAUAGAUAGAUAGAUAGAUAAUCAAAGAUACACAACUUUCCAGGUACCCACUUCAAUACAAAUUUCCAGAUACACACACAUCCAGGCGCGCACACACACACACAAAGACUCACUGUCAUACACAGUGUCGCAUAUAUAUAUACACAUUCUGAAGGUCACACACAAAAAAUACCAGAUGCACACUGUUAGUUAGUGCUCAUAAGCAUAUAUCAAACUUCUCCUGAUGCACUUGUCAUAGAACACCAGGAACACAAAGCUGUAUUACUAAGUCUAUAGUGUCCCUCUGCUCCCGCUCCCCCCCCUCCUUUGCCCCUCCACUGCGGCUGUGAAAGGGUUAAAAAAUCAUUUUCUCACUUACCUUAUUCCAGCACAGGAUUCCCUGAAGGGGAGCCUAAUGUGCAUGUGCAAUGAGCGCAGUGCACAUUAAGCGUUUCCUAUAGGGAAGCAUGGAAUCGUUGCUUUCCUAUAAAGGAUUUUACGACUCUGGAUGUCCUCAUGCAAUGCAAAACAGCAGGAAGCGCCUCAAGUGGUUGUUUGGUAGACAGCGACUAGAGGCAGUUUCUCUGAAUUGGCAGUGUGUUACAUUGCAGAGAUAAGGGGCACAGGGAAACUGCACCCAGACCACUUCAAUGAGAUGAAGUGGCCCGGGUGCCUAUAGUGUCCCUUUAAGCAUCACUACCAUUUUAAUUUGUAUGUUAUGCAUGUACAUGAUUGACUGAUUGCUGCAUAUGUCAGUGUUAUGUUAGUAACUUUUAGUCCUUUUCACUGGAUGGAGCUGAGCCGUAAACUAAAGAAUAUAGAAUAAUGGAGGCAAAAGGUUGGGAAUGUGCAGUGUAGCAUUAAAAUAAUGUAACAUUAACAUCAUGUAUUGUUAUGUUUAUCAAUCUUUCCUUCAUUUAGGUCACCCCUGACCAAAAUGCUAUAUUAGAUCACCAUCCACUGCACAAAAAUAUCACCAUUGGAGCGGGAUUUUCAGGUGAGAUGAAACAAUGCAAUAAAAUAUUGCCUUAAAAUGCAACUUGUUCCAGUGGUAAUGCCAUUUCAUUCUUUUACAAUAGGUCAUGGCUUCAAGCUAUCUCCUUUGAUUGGAAAGAUCUUGAGUGAGCUCUGCACCGGGGCACCGCCAUCCUACGAUCUGAAACCAUUUCAAAUCACUCGCUUCAAAUAACUUUCCUUUAACCAAUAGAAAUAAUACAUGUCUGUGUGUUAUUGUGGCUGAUCAGUCAUUGUGAAGAUGUUUGGAAUAUUGAAUCUGCAUUAACCAGAAUGUUUGUCAGGAUAUAUCUAAUUUCACACCGCGAUCAGUUGCUUAUUUUAUUGUAGAAUGGAAGACUAGGCAGGAAGUUAUUUGGAUCAUAUAAAAGAGAUUGAGGAGUAAACGAAAACAAGAACAAGGUUGACAAAGAUUAGGUUGAGUUGGGGAAACGACUUGUAGAGAGAUAAAGAGGACAAAAAGAAAAAGGAAAGCAGGCAACAAUGAUCUGAGUACAAAAGGUGGUAGAGUUUGAUGGAGGCAAGGUAAAAAAAAAAUGUGGACAAAAAGAUGGGAAGAAUCAGUAAAGGAAGACUUUGGGAAAAGGUGUAAGAAAAGGAGACAAAUGUAGGAAAAACUGUCAACAGAGUGCUAUAAAACUAUAUAUAGAAAAAACUAAUAGAGAAAGGGUGACAAGAUACACAAUGCUUAUAUAUAAUCCAAACAUUUUAUAUGUGGUAGAUACUGUGAUGAUGAUUUUAACAUAUCACAUAGUAAUAAAAGUAAUAGUAAUAAUAGUAAUAAUAGUAAUAGAUAGUAAUAUCUGGACUGUAUAAACCUCAUUAAGUGACCACAGGAAAGCAUACAGUUGAAGAGAGUAUAUUAAAGCAGUUUAUGUAGUAAGUUUUGUAGUUGUGUCCCAUGUUAUGUUUAGUGUAGGAUCCACCAAUCCUGUAAUACUAUGAUGUAGUGGUGAUCUUAAACACAAUAUAGAUAUGAUUAUAAUUAAGUCAAGUGAGUGUACGUAGACUUGAAAGAUUUCAUACUUUAUUAUAAUUUAGUCACACAUUAUUUUUGUCUGUGUACAUUUCCUUAACCCCUUAAGGACCAAACUUCUUUAAUAAAAGGGAAUCAUGACAUGUCACACAAGUCAUGUGUCCUUAAGGGGAGGGACACUAUAGGCACCCAGACUAUUUCAUCUCAUUGAAGUGGUUUUGGUGCAGUGCCCCUGUCCCCCUUAGUCCUGCAAUGCAGUGUUUACAUGGCAGUACUAAGACUGCCUUUUGUGGUUGUCUACCCGAGGAGGAUGUGCAGCAUCAGAUAAAAACCCAUAUGAAAGCAUGAGGAUCCCAUCGGAUAUCGGCACUGGAAUCGGGUAUGUGAACAAAGGGUUUGUUUUUUAACCCUUUAUGUGCCAGGGGGCACAACUACAACUUUGCAUUCCUAACACUAUAGUUUUGUUUUAAAUGGUCACACAUGAUCCCUAAAGCACUUUAGAUUGCUGAAAUCCUUUAUGUGUAAAGAGUGUGUUCUCUCUUUUCAUUUUACAAAGGUGAAGAUUUCAUCAGAAAUGCUCCUCCCCCCCCCCUCCCCAGACUGUCUUAGCUGUAGCUCAGUAAAGUUAAAUUCAACAGCUUUGCAAAGACUUCUCAUUGAGCUGCAUAAAGGAAGACUGUGAUUGGACAUCAAAAAAAAGUCUAGGUUGGGGAUCAAGGGGAGGGGUUACAAAGGAGAACUGCAGCUUUUGCGAGCUGUUUUUAGAUAUAUGCCAAUGAAAAAAUGCAUAAUUGGAUGCAUACAUGUUUUAAUUUGGGGCAUGUAUUCUAAACAGUGAUUUUAAUUUUUUCCUAUGUGGGCAGUGGAGUGUAUAACUUUAACGUGCUACUCCAACAUCCAUGACCAUGUCUUCUUUUAUAAGUGGUGCCUAUUGAGGGAGGAAUCUGGCUGUGCAGUGUUUCUGCCUGAACUCUGCUCUGUCAAUUCUGUGCAUAUGUUAUGUUUGUCAUCAGCACACAAUGCAGACUGGUGACAGCCUUUCUCUAAUUUCUAAUGUGUCCCCUCUCUGUUCUAUGUACACAAAAAUUCAAAAUACUCUCUGUGCAUUGCUCAUCUUUCCUCCUCAACCCAGGGUUCUGGUUUCUAACAAAAAACUGGUCUCUAGAACCUAUUAUUAUGGAUGAUAUCUGGUCUAACUAUUGAGCUGCGCCCUAACUGCCUUGUGUGCCUCAUCGGACUUGAACCAUCUGUCGUUAACUGCAAGGUUUUAAUGAAACCCCUUGUGUACACACAAAUCUAUCUAAAAAUUAUUCAUGGUUAGGGGAUAGCCACUAAACGUUGAUUUUAUUCAUAGAUCAAGCAAGAAAUGACCAAUAGAGGGGGGAAAACAAUAUUUGUAUAAUAUAUCUUUAAUAACUAUAUAAAUAUAUGAACAUUGAUUUUUCUUUAUGAUUUUCCUUUAUUGGUUACUUCUCGCUUGAUCUGUGGACCAAAUGUUGCAAAAAUCCACCUAUCAGUGUACAUCAAAAUAUAUACAUACAUAUUUAUAUUUUGCAGUACACUGAUUGGGUCAAUGUUCACACUCUAUUGGUUUGUCUGGGUUAUUUUUCCCAAUACGAUCCCAUGGGUGAAAUGCAUCUGAACCAGAUUGCUACAUGUAUAAAACCUGAAUUGCCCAAAAAGAAAACCGAAACAAAAUUCAGACAAUUCGAUUUGAACAAACCAUUUUUUUUUUUUUUUACAAUGCACACGUCUACUAGUAACCAGGGACUAUUCUUUUUAUACCAUGUGCAAGGGUUUAAAACAAUCUUAGCAAUCUAAUAAUGCUAAUUAAAGGACAUGUGUUAAAUUAUUAUAUACAAUAUUUGAUGAAACCCUACUGAUUAAUAAUAUAAAAUUGAAUAUUUACACAAAUAUUAGCAUAACACAUUGUUUUUAUGUUGUAUCUACACGGUUUUAGUUUUUUACUGUUUUGGUGAGAUGUCCAGUUUACUAUACGUGUGAUAGGGUUAACCAAACGUCUCUGUAAAACGUCUCUAUUAAAUGUUAUGUACACACUAAAUAAACUAAAUAUACAAGCAUUCUUGAAAUAUCCUGAUUCCAUGCACCUUCAUAUCAAUGAUGUCAUUAUGGCUGAUGUGAAAUUGAAUGUGUGCAUACAUAAACUGAUCUCAUCAAGAACAGGAAAUCUGUAGAACCAGAGCCACCAAAUAGCAGAAAUGCACGGCUACAACAAAAAGCUAUAAAUCUGCCGGAUGUCACCUAAAACACCAACUAAUUUGCCUUUCCCAAGCUUUUCAAAUAAAAUAUGUGCUUAAUAGGUGUAAUGUAGCUGUCAUCGCCCAACAUCAAGGUUUUUCAUGGCUGGAUAUAAAAAACAUAGCAAAUUUAACGACUACAGCACCUCUCCUGCAAAUUGUAAAUGUGUGUCCAUAAAAUUGUUUGUAUUAAUAGAAUAAAAUAAGAUGACCCACAUUCUGCAGCAGUGAUGAUUACAUUGUAUUUGUGAUGCAUGAGAGAAUGCCCAAACUGUAAUCUUCUGGGUCUGUAACAUUUUUUUAUGUAUGCAUCACAAGUAAUUCUCCCUGUGCAGUAUCAUAAAGCAUCUUGUCUAUUUUUAUGCUAUUAUCUAGUCGAUUCAGAGUAAAGCACUUACAUCUAUAGGAUCCUCUUGUCUAGGCACAAAUAUUAUAUAUUUUCCAAGUACACACUAGGUGCCGGGGAGACUUUGAUGAAUGUCAGAACGCAUUGUAAAAUAUGCUACAUAGCCUAAGAUGCUUGCUGGGAGUUAUUACGUUUUUGAAUUUAAAUGGUCAUUCCAAGCACUAUAACCACUUCAGUGUUCUGUAGUGGUCAUGAUAAAGAACACUGUAUGUGCUAUGUAACUCCACCUCCGGCCGCAUUAUUAGCCAUGCUGUUGUGGUUAUGAUUCUCAAAACAAUUCAUCAGUGGGAAAAAAUGAAUGCGAUACACUUGAAUAAGUAAAUGGAAUCUGCUACCAGCUAUUCAUUUGCUUGUGAGUUCUGAUUUAUGCAGAUAGUCAUUGAUUUGUUUUAGGAAUUAGUGACAAUGCAUAACAUGCAAUGAAGUGUCAAUGGCACAGAUUUAUAACGCGCAAAGUUAUUAACCUAAAAAAAAAAAAAAGGGUAUAACCACAUACACUGAUAAUAAACAACACUAUUUUACUUUAUAAAGUGGUUCAGAGACCAACAUCAAUUCAUCACGUAAGCAUUGGAGAGAAUAAAAGAAAUGGAUAAUAUAUAACGUAGUAUAUAUAAUAAUGAAAGAAUAUAUAACCAUAAAAAUAGUACUCACAAUGAGCAUAGAUCACAAUGACAAUGCCAUCGAGACAGGUCAAGGAUGGGAUUAUUCUGUAAAAUAUCCACUUCA
Molecule: messenger RNA, 51078 nt
Organism: Pelobates cultripes (western spadefoot toad)
Lineage: Eukaryota; Metazoa; Chordata; Amphibia; Anura; Pelobatidae
Source: the annotation of a GenBank genome assembly